AUGUCCGAAGGUAACGAAAAUCCACAAGACCCGCGACCCGAGUUCUUCGGGAACUAUAUAAUAAAAGCGUUAAAAGUGAAAUCGGAAAAAUGGUUCAGGCUCAUGGUAACGGAAGAACAAGGUUCGAAAGUCUACAAUUUUUUGGACAAUCCGGAAUGUAUUGUUUUAAUAAUAUUCCAGGUACUGAAUUUGUUUGCAUUUAUGCCGAUACGUAUAUGUAUAUCUCUAACAAUUAUAACAAUUAUAUCAAUUCUAAAUUUUGGUACGGUUUUAUUUCAACAAUAUAAACUGCAAAUCGAAUUUAAUCAGAAACCGCCAAUCAUUUACAAUUUAAGUAUUUUGAAUAUAUCAUACAAACCGCACGAAAAGCGUCUUUAAGGAGUAAACUUGAUUUAUUGGUGACUUUUAAAAUUUGUAAAGUGAUUAAUUAAUGUCUUUUAGAUAUGUAAUAAUCCAUUUUCGACUAUGCAUUAUAAAUUGUGCGUCUACACCAAAAUGCACGAUCCGGAUUUUUAUCAUUAUAUUUUGUCCACAGUGGCGUGGGCAGGGGGAGAUUAAGGAUUAAAUCCUAUCCACUAUAGGAUUAAAAAUACAACAAUUAUGAGUGGUUUAUUUAGUGAAUUUCAGCCAAGUUAAGAGAAAAAAAAAAAACUUUGAUUUAUUGAAAAUAAAUUGUCUUUUGCGGAUCCGGAUUUUAAAUUCUCGUUGUCGGGUUCGGUAUAAUAGAAAAAGACUCUAUGAUCUAUUUAUAAACCGUGAUUGUUAUUAAAUACAUACUUUGCUAUAUUUAAAAUUCCUGGGAACGCCACGGUUUGUCCGAAAAACAAAUAGGUCUUCAAAAUUGAAUAUGCCAACGGAUAUUGUAUUUAUUAAUAUUAUCCCGAUUUAAACAAAAUGAACAAUGAAUGUGUUGAAAUUAAAUAGUUAUAAUAUAAUGAUUUCUUUAGAUUUGAACCGUAUACGCAUUUAAAUAUUCAAAUAAUGUUAUGCACAAUGUAUUUCAAUAUCUUUUAAUCGUACGUAUCUAUAUAUACUGUUGCUGUAAAAAUGAAAUUGGAAUUAUUUAUCGUAAAUAAAGAUAUUAUUUCAAGACAUUAUAUUAUGUAAUAAUAUUAUCAUACCAGUAUAUUUUUUAAUGGAUACCAUUUUUUUUUUCGUUCAGUUUUGAAAAGAUAAGUUAUGCAACUCCAUAAUAUUAUAAUAUGCGAACAGAUAUUAUUAGAUAAUGGUUUUUACUGUUAGAACUAUUUAAAAAAAAUAGUAUACUAUGGUUUUGUUAUUUUAUCAAACUUCAUGUAUAACAAAGCGACCUAUAAAUAAUUUGACAAAUAUAAUACGCAGAUUAUUUCAUUGUAUCUUUUAUUUUAUUUUGUAUUAUUAUACAUUGUAUACAUGUCCGCGGAGGGGGGAGUAGAUACAUGCAUAUUACUGAAAUUUCGUAAAUCAUUUUUGUUUUAGAACAUGGCGGCGCAAUUAUUUGCGAUGGACAGUUUCCCGGUUCCUUUGAAAACCAAAGCGAUAUAUUUUGUGAAAAUCGGCAAGGUGGUCGUGCCCAAAGACAACCCGAGUUCGGUUUUCAUAAUCGGAGAUAUGGCCAGCAAGCCGAUCGAACAAUUGGCGACUAUUGUAGACGAUGUGCGUACAAUAAUAUUAUUUUAUAUUUUAGUCGGUAUAUAGGUAUAUAACCUAAACUAUCUUAUCUACAAUUAAAAAAAAAAAAAUUAAAUAAAAACGUUAUAAAGAGGAGAACACAUAGAUUAAUGAUGAAAUAAUUAAAAACAGUUUCAUUACAAUCACACGUUAUCUUUUUUCGUUCUCCAAAUCCACUGAACCGUAAUAUAUUAUAAUGAUACAUAUUAUACCUAACGAGUACCUGUAUUAGAUACGACAGGUCAUUUUUUCGUAACAUAAAAAAUGUACCUUUGUAAUAUUAUUCUUUUCUUAUUGGUAUAUGAUUUUUUUUUUUAUCUAGAACACACAAACCGUUUUUUAUAUAAACGAGCAAUGUGUCAAUAAUAUCCAUAUUAUAAAAAAUACCUAUACCUAUGUUUUCGAAUCGCUGUAUCUGUAUAAUUAUAUGUAAUCCAGUCACGUAUUAUAGACCCCCAAUAAUCGAUAUUAUAUCGUAUUAUCGUUGUAAUAUUUUACGCAGUUAAUAAUAUAUUAUUUUAACAGUCUUAUAAUACUAUGGACUAUUAUUAAUCAUUUACUAAUUUUUAGGUUUUACUAAUGUUUUUAUAAUUUUUAUUUUUUCUGUUUAUAAACAAUUUUUCUCCUAGAAAUUUUGCUCCAAUCGAAACAUGACGAGAGACAUUUUUUGUUGCAUUUUGGCUCUAGUUGGUACUUCAAAAAAGAGAUUUUUUUUAAAAUUCUCAUUAAUAUUCGAGAUUUCGAGGAAAAACUAGUUCUUUAGGUUAAUUAAACAAGAUUUAAAUAUCAAAAAUAAGGUUAUUGGCGACCGUUUUUAUUAAUUUUUUUUGUUACUAUUAAGUUUUUAUUAUUUUAAUCUUUUUAAACAAUCUUUGUUGUCGUGAAAACUCACUUUAUCGAAAAACCAAUGCUAUUGACCGAACUCCACUCAGAAUCGUUUUUCGUUAGCAACAAUUAAUUAUUGCGUACAAACAGUAAAUACUCCUCUAUAUCCUACUUUCUCAACUUCUCUUUUAUAAACAGUGGCCCACCCGUGAUGCGAAGUAUAUCCGUCCGCUUUUUUGGUUUGCAACAAUGGUCCCCGACACAAAUAUGCGUGUAGUGCUAAAUUGUGAAUGUAUUCGUAUAUAGAAAGGAUUUGAGAAUUUAGAAGAGUGCAGUAAAUAAUAAUAAUAAUUGGACGGCGUUUGUGAAAAAGCGCACAAGUCACAUUUUGUAACAUUUUACAUUAUACAACAAUUUUAUGGAAAAUUUCAUGACGGAUCGAUUGAUGGAACUAACAUUUGUCUAUUUCAUUUUUAAUAUCAUUUAACUAUUAUGUUCGUUUAGACACAAGUCGAGCUCGGAAAAUCCGGUGGUGUAUAAGAGAGUGGCGUAAUUGUGUAAGUCUAUAGUGCAUUAUUCAGUUUUUUUUAUCGUCUGAAAAGUUUUAAAAUUGUAUUUAUGUACAUUCUCUUGAACGAAAUAUAUAAAAUACAAAAUAAAAGAUCGAUGGGUAGAAAUCGCUAAAAAUGGUAUGAUAACACCGUGAUAUAAAAGACCUAAAAGACGAACUAUACGGGUUAUACGCAUUCUACGGAUGUGACAUUUGAUAGAGCAGUUUUUCUCAACCUUUUUACUGUGGAGCCCCUCUAAGUGAAUAUUCAAUUGUUGAGCACUCCUUAAAUACAUGUUUUAUAAUAUACACUUAUUGUUAUUACUUAUAGAUUAUUAUUAAAAAUAAAUAAUAAUGUAUUUAAAAAACUAUUGAGAUUACAUAAUGUCUUACUGUUAUGUGACCAAUACGUCUGCUGCUGAUAAUGCAUUUUCCAUUCUAAAUGAUUUAUGAAUUCAAAUAUAAUCAACUAUACAUUUAUGGCAUAAUAUAUUUUAUUUGUUAAUGCGAUUUUUGAAAUCGUUGUAAGAUUAUUAAGUUUCGUAUCGAUUUAAAUAGUCCGUUAGCGGCCUGCAGGUUGAGAAACACUGCAAUCGAAAACAGUGACAGCGUAGUAAUGGAAACGAUAAGCGGCCCGUUUAGCUAGCCUACAGAAGCAUUUAGAAGAAGAUUAUAUUAUACACUCAAUAUUAUAUUACUUAUCUAUACAAAUUCAAAUGCAAUUAUUAAUAAUUAUACGACUGUUCAACAUUGAAUACCAGCAAUACUGUAGCAACUGAAAUGGCUUGGGCACAUAAUAUUCAAAGCAGUAUUGGGCAUUGGCUGCAUAUUAUAUAUUUAUAUAGAUUUUGAUUCUUAUGAAGAAUCUAAGCGAUUUUAAACAAUCCUAUUGGAAAUCCUAUUCGAAACAAUUGUGUGGACGUAGUAUGCAAAAACGUUCGUAUCGUGUAGAUAUUUACACGAACUUUAAGCUAUACCUGUAUAAUACCAUUGUUUACGAAGUGUUUUAAAAGAAAUUCUACAACAAAGAGACAGCACUAACGCGUUUUAUUAUCAUGCUAUACGCUUUUUUUUUUUUUUUCUAUUAAUUUUUUUUUUCUAAAUCGUAGUGGGUAUAUAUUGUAAUAAUUAUUUUUAUAUUGUGUGUGCGUGAUACACGAUACGACCAGCAACAAUAUACCAACAUAUUCGUGAGCUCAUUACGCCGUUCUAAACUGUAUAUAUACUCAGGAGUGGGGCUAGGUACAGGUUUUCUUUUCUCCCAACAAUGUUUCGUCUCGGGGUUUUUUUCUUCUUCACGUCACCGUAUUAUAGUUACAAUUUAUUAUAAUACAAGAUAUCGACACAACCGGUAGCGGCUGGAUAAUAAUUUGAAAUUCAAAUUUUGAAUAAUACAGUAGGUUUAUUCGCAUAUCGUAUAGUCAUGUAUAAGUUUUGACGUACAUUAAAAAAUAUAUAUUCAAUGCGAAAGUGACAAAAACUCUGUUCGACCGCAACACAACAAUGCGAUAUCAUGACGUCUGCAUAUAGAGAGCGGAUUUGUAUGCGUUUAAACCGAUAAGAAUAUAUUAUGAUGUUUUUAUACUCUACAAUUACAUCGAAAUAUUCUUUUUUAUGCGGAAAUAUUGUUUUUUUAUUUUUUAUUUUAUAAUAUAAUAUUAUGGUGUUUCAUUAAAAUGUAUAUAAAACUGAAAAAAAAACCCGUUAAAAAUAUACGAAUUUACAAGAGCAUUGAAUCCGAAAUAUUCUUUAACCUUAAAAUAUGUUUUUUUAUGGAGACAAAUCGUAUUGAGCUUUCUAGCUUAUCUAAUUUUAGAGCUGCAUAUCAGUUUAUAUUGUGAUAAGAUAAUGAAAUUCACAUUUUUCGUAAAAAUACGGACUUAAAAAUAAAAUAAAAAACAUAAGGUACUCAGUUUUUAUACAAACAAUUUGAAAAUGACCAGAAAUAAUUAAUAUUUAAAUAAAAUAAUGAAGUUACGUCAAAAUUGUUUAUUUAAUAAUUUAUUAUUAUUAAAAGAAAUAUAGGUAAAUAAGUGAUAUUUUCAAACAUUUAUUGUUCUUUUAACUAGUUAAGUUAAUAGUUAUAUAAAAAGUAACUUUUAACUUUUGAAUUAUUAACUCAGCUUUAUUGGUUUGUUAUAUAUGCGCUUAACACACUGUGAAUUAUUUUAAAAUAUUAAUCGUAGCCGGUCCACAUAAAGUCUAAGUACAAGGAUAUUGUGCACAAGAAUGUAAUAACAUAAAAAGUAAAGAGAGGAUUAGAGUAAUAAUAAGUUUUAUCGGGGUUGUGAUAAUACAAAUUACAAAGAUUAAAAGAAGAAAAAGAGGAUUGAAAUAUACAGAGUGAUUCAAAAUGUAUGUUACAGCCAUUUAAUCAUGUAAAUAUUCAAAAUAGAGAAAAAUGUAUACUAUAAAAAAUCAUCAAAAAAUCUAAAAUGAUAAUUUGUAAUUUUUUUUUUACUGGGGGGGGCUUUUGAAGGUCAACUUUUGAUAUUUAAAUAGGAAUCUAUAUUUAAAUAUCUAUAAAUGAAGUAUAAAUUUUAAUAUAAGUUUAAAUAAAUUUUGGUGUUGACAUUUUUGAUUUCCGUCGACUUGUUGACGAGAUAUUCCACUUUGUAGUUUUGGUAAUUGAAUAGUAAUGGAACACUAUGCGCUUGUAUAAGAUUGAACCAUUAAGGUAGUUACAGUGGUCAGUUUCUCAAAAAAAAAAAAACUCGAAUGAGUAGUCUAAAAGUCUGAGCUAAUGAUUCGAAAGAAAUUCACGAAAAAGGUAAUUAUUUUUUCUUUACAGAGUGGGUUGGCUAAGGAAUUUCUCCCGUGGCCAAGACGCUAUGAAAAAAAUAGUUAUAUUUUGUAAGUUUUAAAAAGUUUCGUCGGUAUUCACGUCAGUGCCGACACAAGAUAAUAAAUUUACAAUAGAUUUGUAUUGAUUCGAAUUUUGUACAGAAAUUAUGUGAACCUAUAAACCCUGUGAUAAUGAUGGUGACGAUGUCAUAAAAGAGCUGACCGGCAUCGCCACUUACUAUUUUAUUUUGACUGUUUUACAAUGAUUUGAUUGUAAGAAAUACAAAAUCCUUGGAUACAUUUGAAUAUAUGCCCAUUUAAAUUAUUACAGGUAUUCUCGUACAGUAAGUAUUUCUAUAUACAAUUUUAAUCAAUACAUAUCUAUUGUAAAUGUGUGAUCUUCUGUCGGCACUGACGCGUGAAUAUCAACCGAACCUUUUUAAACUAAUAAGAUACAACGAUUUAAUUUGAAUCAUUUAGUUCACAUUGUUGUAAAUAUAAAUAAUACCAUACGUAUAUGCGGGUAUACGAUAUAUUCUCAGUAUUGUGAACACAACGUUACGAACGUGUGACGGCCUUGUGCGCGAUGCUAGACCACAUGUUAUAUUAUGAUUAUUGUUAUUGAUGUAAUACAUUAUACAGAGUCUUCUAAACGUCAUGUUAAAGUUAAAUUUUCCAUUAAAUACACACUUGAUUAUUCAUGUAAAAAAAAAUUGUUUGGAAUCAUAAUUCUAAAAUUUUAUGUUUUGUUCACUCUUAUUUUUGAGGGUGAAACCACUACCCAAUUUUGGGUAGUUUCAAAUAAUUUCAAAUAGCAAUCUACCUAUAUAAAAGAAAUUCGACAAAAAUAUUCCAUUUUAAUUUAAGUAGUUUGUAAAGGCCGCCAUACACGAUCAAAAAAUAUGUAUAACUAUCCGUCAACCUGUUGAUGAGAUAUUCUAUUUUUAAGUUUGGAUAGGUGGAGAUCCCCAUCCAAAAUGUUUUAUUUAUGAAUAGUACAAUUUUGUAAUUUGAUAAGUCAUGUAUAUUGUGUAUGGCUUAAUAACCAUAUAUCGGUAUUGUUGUAUUCAUCUCUGUUAACUAAUAUACUGAGUGAUAUCAAUUUUAAAAAAAAUAUAGAUAGCAUAUGAUGGCCAUAGAACUGCAAUUUCAAAAAUAUUAAUACUAAUUUGUUAUUCCAUAAUGUUUUGAAAACAUUGAAAUUCAAACUAAGUUUGAUAAACUUGUAAUGGAUAUAAUAUUAUAGUGUUUAGUUUCGAAUUAGUUUCAAUAACCUUAAAUCGAUUAGUAAUAGGAAACAAUUCUUAAAAUGGCCAUAGUGGGCGACUCCACCCUAUAGUACUGUUUUUAAGUUAUUAACAAUUUCAAGUAGUUUAAAAUGAAUACAUUUUAAAAUAAUUGGGAAAAACCCGAAAGAAAAUUAUAGUUAAAACGGCAAAUAUUUAACGGCGUUACAGUUUUCAUUGUUUUUAAAUUUUGUUCACGAUAUUUUCUACCAGAAAUAUUGCUCAAAUCGAAAAAGAAUAAGUGAUCGAAUUUGUUUCUUGUAACAUAUAAUCACUGUCAAAGAAAGUUGUUGUUUGAUAUCCAAAAUAGUUUUCAUAAUAAUUGGAAAAAAAAAUAAUACGAUAUUUUCAAUUACGGUGCGACGAUUUUAUUAUUUAACAUUUGUACGGCUUAUGUUUUCUACUGUAAAUAUUGCUUCAAUAAAAAAAUGACAAGAAACCCUUAUUGUUGAAUUUUUAACCCAGUUUGUGAGUGAAUAUUUGUUCUUUUCCCGCAUAAAAUGUUAUAAUCUCACCGAAGUCGAUAGAAUGUAAAAUGCAAAAGAAAAUUGAAUCACUGCCAAUGGCCGUUUCUUUCGAGGUCCGGCCGUCUGUGAUGUGAGAGUGAGACACAGGCGAUUUUUACUACGGUUUAUAAUAUUAUAAUAUUGUUACCAUGGUUAAAUAAACAUUACCUUGGUGCACAUCGAAACUGAUGUCAAGCGAAGUAAAUCGUACAAUGGAGUCAUUCUUAUUUAAGGGAAAUAUAACAUAUGGCCGUAGUUUAGUAUCAAUGUCACUAUCAAAAAAUAUAGUAGGUAUUUCAAUAAAAAAAUGUAAAAUUAGGAAAUAAUACGAAUACGAGCGAGGUAAGCGAACGGAAAAUCGUUUCACUUCCGUAAAAUAAACAUCAUUAUAAUAUUAUAUAAAUGGCCUGGUAGAGGAAAAAUAUUGGCCCGACUCAAAAUAUUUACAUCCCUAUUGAAAGACCGAAAUGUCGUUCCUGGUUCGAAUGUAUAUUUUACUCGAUUUCCUAUUUCUUAAUAAUCGUUUUUAUAUUCGUUGACCAAGCCUAAGUUCUAAACUUGACGAAACCAAGAUUGCGUUAAUUAUUUUUGAAUUUAUUAGACCGUAUAUUUCUACAAUAGCUUUAUAAUUAUUAUGUAUUGAUUACUCAUAAUCCACAAUCACAAAUGUUGGAUAAAAUAAUAAAUAACGUUAAUUAAGUGUAUUGAAAUUAUAGUGGCACGCCUGGUGAAAUGUUUAAGCAUUUCUUGUAUGUUUACACGAGUGACCAAAAUAGCGCACUGUCUGAAACGGAUAUUACAGAAUGGCUGAAAAGUGUUUCGCCCAUGUACACCAUCAUAAUAAUAUUAACAUAUACCUAAUGUAUUAUGAUAAAAAGUUAUUCAUUCGAUUUCAUUUAUUGUAUCCUUCAGAUAAUGGCAAUUUCACUGUAUACGGGCACUUUUCGUGAAAUUGAUGUUCACUCCGUGAAAAUUUCGAUUAGGUACACUAAACGGAUUCGACAUACAUUGUGUAUUUUGGAUAUUUAUUUUACACCCAAACAAAAAUUAAAUUGCAUUCAAUUUGUGAAAUGCGCUGCAGUAUUAUAAUUCAGCGGUAAUAUUAUUUGUAGGAAAUAUAUCGACACGAUGGUAUAUAAUCGGUUAGUAAACGAGUAAAACAACAAUAUUACCAACGAAAUCAAUAAAAUAAUAUUAUGCAAAAUUAUUUUCCAUAAUAUGUAUUAUUAUUAUUAUUAUUAGCUCGAGCUCAUUCGAAUGUUCCCAUUAUAAUAUGCAAUGUGUCAAAUAAAAUGUUAUUAUAAUGUACAAAAUAAUAUGCAGACAAUCAGUCACGCCGACGACGGUGAUAAUAAGCAGUUGCUCGUUUUUUGUAUUCGUUUUUUUUUGGUUUUUUUUUUUUUUUUAAAGAUAAAUAUGUGUACCAUUUGAAUGUACGGCAAAAAAUAAAAUAAUUAUAAUAUACAUAAAUAAUGCGGUUGCAGGAAAUACAACUGAAUAAUACGAACAACGCGAGAAUACCUACUUAUAGAAUAAUAUAUUAUUAUAUUAUAAUAUAUAAACAAUGUAUUUUUAUAAUUUAUAAUUAUAAUAUACAAUGAAAUAGUUAAUUAAAUGGGCAUUUAUUCAAACGAACCCAGGAAUUAAUUUAUUUCCUACAAUCAAAACAUUGUAAAACAGGUAAAAUAAAAUAGUAAGUGACGACGUCAGUCAACCCUUUUAUGACAUCGCCGCCAUUAUUAUCGCAGGGUUUAUAGGUUCACAUAAUUUUUAUACAAAACUAUGAUCUUCUGUCAUCACUGACGUGAAUGUCCACCGAAAUUUUUAUAAACUAAUAAAAUACGAGUAAAACAGUUUUCUUGGAAGUUUUUAGUUACACUGUUGUAAAUAUAAAAAUAAUACUAUACAAAACAUUUUCAGUAUUACGUGAGUAUAACGUUAAAAGCGUGUGACGGCCUUGUGCGCGAUGCGAGACCUUACAUUUUCAUAUUAUUAUUGUUAUCAUUGUAAUAUUGUUUGUCUUUAUCCGAAAACCUUUUACACAAAUAUUACUGAACUGGUAUAAUAUAUUAUAGAGCACAGUCAGGUCUGGUUUGAGAGCGUUUAAACACACCUAAGAAAACUUGGAAACUUUGAAAUAUGUACUUUCCAUCAAUCCGUUGACGAGAUAUUCAAUUUUUAAGUUUAGGUAGGGUGAGACGUAGCACUUCUUUUUAAAAUAGAAAGCUGUAGCUAAUUGAAAUCAAUUAACGAAUAUGACGUAGUAACGAAAUGCGCAGUAUUUUUUUUUAAAAUUAUGGAUUAUUGUUUAAUUCUGUUUAUUAAAAAUUCAAACAAUUAUUUUUUCUUAAUCAUUAUGUCAAAAGAACUAUCAUAAUUGAUAGUCUACUCCACAGAUGAUAUUUUGUUGUUGUGGUUGGUAAACGGUUGUUGUCGAUAUUAUGUUAUCAUUAUAAUAAUAUUAUUAUGAUUAUGGAUCUAACAAUCUUCGUGAUUAUGAUAACAAUAAAAAAAAAAAUACGGACAUUUUUCACACGUGGGCAACUGUUGUUGGUGAGAAGUUGAGAAGGUAGAGGUGAAAUUUAAUGUAUAUCUGUACCUAUGCAACAAUUAACCAUUGCUAACGAAAAACAAUUCUGAGCGGAGUUCGGUUAAUAGUGUUGCUAUUUCGAAAAUAUAUACGUCAUAUUAUGGUAAAAUAACUACAAAAGCAUUACAUAUUUUCUUUAAUAGUAUUUGUUUAAUAUUGUACCUUUUUUCCGGUUAAAUUUGUCGAAAAUAUAAUAUCAAAUUAUAGUUAAAUAUUUUGGUGUAAUUUUUAUUAAACUUAAUGUAUAUAAUAUUUAUAUUAGGAUUUACGAAUUUGUAAAUUUUACAGUGGAUACGGGAGAAAUUGAAUAAUAUUUCGGAAUGCACAUUUUGCGCAUAUAGACUAUUAUAGUCACGUAUUUAAAUUAAAACUCUUAUACGGCUUAUAGAUUUUUGUCCCACUGCUCGCCAAUCCGGAAAAUCAUAAAAAUUGGGCCACUGUUGUUUCGCUAGAUGUUAAAGAACACGUGCACAGUCUUAAAAGUACUGUGUAUCAAGUAAAAGGCCAAAUAAACGGGCAAACUAUUUUACCGAUGCCAGUUGGCGUGGAGCGUUUAGAUAUUAUUGAGAAAACCGUGAAAGAAAGGUAAAUAAGUCAAUUUUUUAAAUAAACGUAUUGCACAUUAAUAUAUAUAUAGUGCAAUGUAUUACCAGUAGUUAAGUAAGGUGUACCUAUAGUGAAAAUGAAAACGAAAAGAAUAAUUAAACUUGAAUCACGGGCUAUGAUUUUUUUGAAAAGGUUUUAUAUUUAUUUAUUUCGAACUCACAGGUUUAUGUUCGUAUAGUGUGUGUGUGUGUGUGUGUGUGUGUGUGUGUUACAUCUCAUGGAUACAUUAUUAUUACAGCAGAAAAACCACGUUUUAUUUUAUCAGUAUAUAAAUACUUGGUGAGACAUCGAAGGUUAUUAUGAUAGUAAAGUAGUAUAGAAUAAUUACGAUUGCAGUAGCAAUAUGUCUACUGUCUAGAUAAUGAGUUCAAUGGUAUACUUAAUGUUUUAUAAAAUAUAUACAGAGGUUUGUUAAAGUGGUACAUUAUUUAAUGGCGGGAAUAAAUACUAAUUGUUUCAACAUAUGAAUACUAUAACAAUUAUAAUAAAUAUCAUAUUAUAAAACAAGCUUCUCGUAAAUUAUUGUAUACCUGUACGGUUCGUUGAAAAAUAUGUACUAUAAUAUAGGUACAUGAUAAAAUCUAAAAUGUUUAUUAUUACAAGUUUAUUAUGAUUAUACCUUGUUAGGCAAUGAAUUAUGAGAUUUCGUCAUAACGUUAGGUACCCCGAUAACUUCAAUUUUUAAUAAUGUGAAAAAUGGCAUGGUUACAACUAAGGAUGUGAGUGGGUCUUCAGCACACCCUAAUUUUAAAUUAGCACCACUCCCCCCCCCUUAAAAAAAACUCAAUAAGCUUUCUUAUAAGUAAUGAUUAAAUUUUUUUAUCCAUAUUAUUUUUCAUAAUUAAUGAGCAGAACUAAAUACAGGGUUCCUACAAACAAUGCGUGUGUGUAUAAUAAAUAAUGAUAAAAUAAUUAUGAUAAAUCUGUAUCUGUAUAUACAAAAUUGUAAAUGAAAGGCGUAGUUGGCUAUUGUAAGAGUCGUGUAAAGUGGAUUGUAGGAGCAUAGCCUCCAUGGGUCUUUGAUGUGUCGAUAAUUUUAGCACUUACAAAGUUGGUGGUCUAGUUGCACCUAUGAAGAAUGGUGGAAUAAUAGAGAAUGGAAUGGGAAUGGUCCAUUAUUGUACUAAAGGCCUUAAUUAUACAAGAAACAAAUGUAAAAAAAAUACCGUAGAAUGGGGUACCCAUUUGUUUUCAAUGCGAAUCAUUAUUAGGUAUUAUUUACCGAUUAGAUGUAUUAAAAUAGAAUAAAAGUUUGAUUAAACUUUAAAAUUACCUACACAAUAUUAUCACAAAGUGAAAUUUACAAACAAGUAUUUUAUAUAUAUAUAUAUAUAUAUAUAUUUUUUUUUAUAAAGCGAUGGCAAAAUAGUCGAUUUACAUUUUAAAUCAGCUGUCGAAGGUGUUAUUAUAAAAUGGGCAACUCAAAUAAGCGAAGUAUUGAGCGCAGAUUCAACGUCUACACUUAAGAGUAAUCAACACUUGACUCCAUGGGCCGGUAUAACUCAAAUUAAUAUUUUUAUAUUAGUAAUAAUAUCAUUUGACAUUCGACUAAAACGUGUGUACUUAAUACAAUAGUGCACCACGUAUUAUUGUUAAAUUUUUAAACUAUUAUAAUUAGUAGAAAAAAAAAAACAAGAUUACACAUAGGUAGGUACUGAAUUUAAUUAGAAAUUUAUUAAAAAUUAAAUAUUUAUUAGAAGUGGCGUUCUGGAACAACCGAGUACAAAAUUUAGAAUAUAUUUUCGAACAGUUAAGAAACGGACAGAUAACAAAGAUGACUACAAUCGUUCAACUGACCAACAGUGCUUAUUAUCCGUGCUUAAAGAAUAUCCACGCGAACGUUAUUUCUGGUAGUUUAAGUUAAUGUAGUGAAUGAGUAUCCACUGCGUAAUACAGUGUGUGCAAUCGUGACGUUUAUACUUCAAAUAAAUGAUUUUGCAGCUCUAGAAGAAGCCAAAGAUAUUGUUCGCUAUUUGAAGCCGUUGCAAAAACAUUUUAAAUUAUUAGAAGAAACCGAUUUCGGCGACAUAGGUGCGUGUUUAAGUCCGUUAAUGCACGUCGUGUGCCUAGUUUGGUCCAAUUCUCAAUUUUACUGUAGUUCCGGAAAAAUCAUUGUUCUUUUAAAGGAGAUAUGCAAUUUGUUAAUCGCACAGGUUAGCGGUUAGGUUUACGAUAAUUUUAUAGAAACAGAUUAUUAAUAAUAAUAUAAAUAAGUAAAAAUGUAUGUACCUGCAGGCAGUAAGAUAUUUGGAUCCAUCGUCUAUAUUUCAAAGUGACAUUCAUGAAACAAAAUUGCGAGUUCGCCAUUGUAUAUUUAUUUUUGAAAAAUUUAAGUACGAGUACCCACAUGCAGUGCUCGAACUGGACAAAUAAAAUAAGAGGGACUGUGUGACUUAAAAAAAAUUAGUGUCCCUUGUAAUCAUUGAACAAUUAUAAUUAUUCCAGAGAGAAAGACGAUGCGUUUUUCCUAUUAUUCCGGAUAUAACGUUCAAUUCAUAUUUUAACAUUAAAAACUAGUUCAUCGUUUUUAAAUGACUGUAAAAUUUCAAAAAAUCAAUUAAAAAAAAACAAACGCACCGUCUUGCCCUCCAGAAUAUUAUCCUCUCUUAAUUUUAUAAUAGGUACUUUUAUUCGGAACGAUUCGGCAAUGUGGGGGGGGGCAACUUCACAGACGUCAAUCAUUUUCACGCAGGCUUCAUUUUUGCUUAUAUAUUUAUUUUAUUCUAUAUAUUAUAUAUUAGUAUAUUAUGUAUAGAACUGUAAAUUUAACCUAUUAAAGAAGUAUUUAAUUCUCCCAAAAAAGAAUUAAAAUUUAAAAAACAUCUUCGAGCAGCAUACUUAUAUGUAUUGUAUUAUAGUUUCAAUGAGCAUAUUAGAGGUUUCAAAUUUCAAACCCUGCUCCUACCAAUUUUAUGUUCGGAUUUUAUCAUUAUAAAUAUUACUUAUAAUAUUAAGUUUUUAAAAAAUAUUUACUAUAUUGAAUAUGAUAUUUUUUAACAAAUAUUUUUUUCUAAAAUAUCGUUAUUUGCAAAAAGAAAAGUACCAACCCUUUGUUCCUCUGCCCAGUUCGUUCACUGCUUAUAAGUAUUAUAACAAUAUUUAUGUUUAUGGAUUAUGAGUCAGUUUUAUUUGUAUACGUUUUACCAUAGGAAUAUAUUCAAAGAAUAUCGUCGAAAUUUACAUACUUAUUUUAAAAAUGGAGCAACGCCACUUUUGUGGACGUUUCAUCCGAAUAUUAUUUUUAACCGAACCGAUUUGUUCAUCAGAAGAUUACAGAUUAUCGAAGUAAACAUUUUAUUCAUUACUUAAUGCAAAUGUGUACGUUAUAUUUUGUUACCUACUUAUAUUAGCUUUUAUGUACAAAUUCGUUUUUAGUGGUUUUUCGAUACAGUGGUCGAAUUUACAAAGCUGGAAAGGAUUGAAUUCAGUGGACUUAAAGGUCGAUUGCUCAGUGCUCGUAUUACUGAAAUAUAUUCUGAUUUCAACGAACAAUUUUCGUUGUUUUCUAGUAAAGCGUACGAUGUUCUUGAACCGGAAGAUGAACGUUUCGAAAUAGAUUACAAACAGUUCAAAGAAAGCAUUAAGGAUUUGGAUCAUCGUCUAGCAUUUACGCUUAGUCAGGCGUUUGAUGAUUGUCAUAAUUUAGAUGGCGUUUUCAAGGUUUGUAUAGCUACAAUAUACCUAAUUUUAAAUUAUUUUGUCAUCAUUAUCGUAUAGCUACGAUAAUGAUGACAACCCAGUGACGCGACUAUAGGGGUCGCGUCAUUGGGUCAACCCAAAGUUCAAACUUUGGUUUUUAGUAAUAUAUUGAAUAAUGUAAUAAUUUUAGUAGUGCGAUUAUAGUAUUAUUAUUAUAGUUAAUUGAGAUUGUCGGAGUGGUAAUGGAUCGUUGUCAAAUGAAAGACAUGUUUGCAAAUAGCUAUGGUAAAAUUUUAAACAUGUUGUCAGCCGAAGUUGCGAUUUGUAAAGUUCGUAGAUAUGCACGUGUACUUUAAUUUUAUAUUAAAAAUGACGAUUUUUUUACAGAAUUUGUUUGAAAGCCAACAUACAGCUAUUAGAACUCAGAGUUCAACGAUCCUUGAUAAACUAAUGCCACCAAUAGCGGGUUCUUUAAAAUGGUCAUCGUCCCUUAAGGCUAGAAUCGAACAUCCAAUACAAUGUUUUAAAAAUUUGGAUCAUCCGUAAGACACGAAUUUCGGUUAAUAUUGAAUUCACAAUAAAUUAAUAAGCUUACGUUAUAGAAUCGUUCAGUCAGAAUCUGCCCAAUUAAUUAUAAAAGACGUAGAUGAAAUGAUUACUUCUUUGAACAAACUUGAAACGGAUUUGUUAGAAAACUGGAAAGUCACUGUAUCAACAAAAUGCGAAGAACUAUUAAAAUUGCCAUUGUUUGUUCGUAGAUCCAAGUGCAACGAGUUACAACUCAAUUUUCAUCCAGAGGUAAAUCAAAUCUCAAAGUCGCAUUAUUUAACAUUAAUUUUAAUAAUAAAAAAAAAUAUUUUUUCAGUUAGUGGCGAUAUUAAGAGAAGUUCAUUAUUUUCUUUCAUACGAAUUAAACGAUGUACCAAUCGAAGCAUUGAAAUUCUAUGAAAGGGAAGAUAUAUUUAGAAUAUAUUGUAUUAAUCUUAACGACACCAAAGAAUGGUAAGCUGAUAACUAAAUAAAACACGAAAAUCACUGUAUUAUAAUUCAUUAUAAUAAUUUAUUCUAAUUAUAAAAUGCAUUAGUUAUAAUAAAUUGAGAAACAAUAGUCGAGAAAUCGAAUUUCAGUUGGUUCAAGAAAAAAUCGAAGAAAUUGACGAGUUAAUUAAAAAAGGAGAAUAUUCUUUAAAUUGGAAUUCUGAAGGUAUACAGUAUUAACGUUUAUAAAACGGAUAAUAAUUUUAAAAAUAAUUAUCGAAUUAACAAUAUUAUAAUAGGUCUUAACGAAUACAUUGGAAGUGUUCAAGAUCUUGUAAAUAAGUUGUAUCGUAGAGUGCAAAAAACACAAGAAAAUAUAAAACGAAUGCGAUCAGCGAUAUCUUCUUGGGCUAGACUCCCUGUGUUAUGUCGAAAGGAUAAUAAAAGGGAAUCUUUAUUAGCAAUCGACGAUCGCACCGAACGAUUUUCUAAAAGGUUCCCUACAUUAUAAACUAUACAGUUGUAGAUAGUUAUUAAUACAAUUAUAAUUGUGUUUUUAGUUAAUUCAAUUUGAAAUGUUUAAUUAUUUAUAUCUAUUAAAUUAUAAACAUUUUUAUUUACUAGACGGAAAGAAAUUGAAAAAGCAGCUGCUGACAUUCAUAAACUUCUUCAAGAAAAUUGUGUAUUAUUUGGUAUGCAGGAUCAAACAAAUCUUAAACAAUGGCAAAAUUAUAAGGCUUUCAUAGAUUCUAUUGUCGCGGAUGCUCUGUUGAAUGCAAUAGGAUGCAGGUGGAAAUAUACAAAUUAUGCAAUUAUUUAUAGUAUUAUAAUACGUAUUAAAAUUCGACCAAACUAUAAUCCCAAUUUUUUUUUUUUAAUGUAUAUUAUUUAGCUUGUGUUACAUAGUAGAGAAUAUGAUUCCAAGAUCUUCGCACGCGCCAUUGUUCGAAGCUUGUCUUGAGCUACACGAACCGGAUCUAGUUUUUACACCUUCGUUAGAUUCAACCGUCGAAGGAAAUUUUUGUUCCAUCAUUGAAGGAAUAAUCAUAGAAAUAAUAGACCUUUCUAAACUUAUGCCGCGGAUCUGUGAUAAAAAUAAUACUCACGAUUAUUUUGUAAGCCAAAUGCAUUACUUUUUAUCUUUAAAAUAUAAUGUUAUUUACUUAUUAUUUUUUUACCCUACUAUAGGAAGAAAUGAAUUCUAAUCAAGAUAUAUGUGAUAUGAGGGAAGAUAUUAUGAAUACAGUAACUCGGGUGAUCGAAGAGGUGAUUUAUAAUAUUCAUACAUCAAACCAUAAUACCAUAUACAUUAUUUUAUUUGUUUAAAUACAUUUUAACUAUAACACAAUGUUUUACAACUAGGCAAACAACUACUGUAUAAAUUUCGAAAAUUAUUCUUAUUUAUGGUUGGACGACCGAGAACUUUAUAUGCAGCAUUUUUUACGAUACGGACAUCCGCUUUCAAUAGAAGAAUACGAAAAUAUGUCAUUAGACGAAACGUAUACACCUCCAGUUGUGAGUCCCACUAUGGAACAGUUCAAAGAACAAGUAGGGCCCUAUAUAAAUGAUUUAAAAAUAAUUAAAAAUAAAUAAUAAUAAAAUGAUUUUCAUUUGUCUAAUAUAUUUUUUAUGUCAUCAGAUCGAUAAUUUUGAAAAUCUUUACUGUGAAAUAGAACAAUUGAAAUCGGUCCAAGUAUUCGAUUCGUGGUUUCAAGUAGACAUGCGACCGUUCAAACAAGCAUUAUUAAAUACUGUUUGCAAAUGGAGCCAUAUGUUCAAACAGCAUUUGAUGAACAAUGUGACUAAUAGGUAAAAAAGUUAUAAAAAGAAAUAAACAGUUUCAUUAUGUAGUCAAGAGGCCCGGUGCUAGUGCGUUUUAUGGCUCAAAAACACGCUUUACGGAAAAAACUCAGGCCUCGUAGAGUGGUGCGAUUUCGAUGAUUAUUAUUUUUGUUGGAAAGAUGAAGACGUGGACGUCAUACAGUUUGCAUUGAAAUCUGUUUUUACAUUUUUUUAUCACAAAUUAUAUAAUAUGUUUUUAAAAAAAGAACUAUUUUUAACUUCUUUUUACUUACUAUUUUUUAUACCAUUAAUUUCAAUCAAAUGAAAAAUCGAAGCUCAAUGUUAACGAUGAGUUAUUUUGGCCGCACCACUUUCCCUAAAUGGGUAUCGAGUAGCAGAUUAGUGGAAAAUUCUUAUCUUUAAUGUGCUAAUUGGAAUAUUAAAACUCAUUUUUACAUUUUUUAAAAAUAAAAAAAAUUUAAAAACCAACACUGGGCCCCUUGAAUGUAAUUCAAUUUUUGGGAUACGAUUUUGAAAUAUAUUAUGUGUUAGUCUUUUUGAUUUGGCCAAGUUUAUACAAGACGCGGAUGGUGGUUUGAUGCAACCGGUGAUGGAGGGAGAUUAUGAAGUUCUCGUUAGCGUUAUGGGUUAUUUAUAUAACGUAAAAGAACGACAAUCUACUACAGAUGAAAUGUUUCAACCACUAACAGACACAAUACAGUUGCUAAAAUAUUAUGAUAUGGAACUUUCAGAGGAAGUCAACGUUCUUUUACAGGUUUUAAAUUAAUAAAAAAAAAAAAAAUUACCCCAUCUACUAUGUAAUAAUCGAUAUUUAGGAGCUUCCGGAACUUUGGAAUAACACUUGCAAAUUGGCCAUUAAUAUUAAACAACAAGUAGCUCCUCUGCAAGCGAUCGAAGUUAAUAAUAUACGUAACAGAAUUUCGCAUUUCGAUAGCCGGAACAGUUAUUUCAGAGAAAUUUUCAAAAAAGCUGAAAUUUUUAAGUAGUUAUGCCAAUUUAUUGUUUCUCAAAAACGAAUAUAAAGUAUACUGAAUAAUAUAGUUUAAUAAUAUUUUAGAUACGAAUGUCCUUAUCCAUACUUUGUAUUAAACGAUGCCAAUUCUAAGAUAGUAGAUUUCGAAUUGAACAUGGCUCAAAUACAAGAGUCUGCAUCACUGUUCGAAGUAAACGUUCCGGAAUUUAAAUUACUCAAACAGUGUAGAAAAGAACUAAAAUUAUUAAAAGUUUGUAUAGUGUUCCUACUUUUUUUUCUUUUGAAAUGUAUAUUAAUGUUCCUUGCAUAUUUCUAGCAACUUUGGGACUAUGUCCAUUUAGUUCAUUCGUGUAUAAAUGAUUGGAAAACUACACCUUGGCGUAAGGUAGAUGUUGAAAAUAUGGAUAUAGAAUGUAAAAAGUUUGCAAAAGAAAUCAGAGGUUUGUAGAUUAAUAACUGUAAUUAAUAGGGUGACCAUUAUUUUGGACUUGAGCACUUGAGUCAUUUGCAAGUUCUAUAUGCUAGAAAAAAAAUUAAAAAAUAGUGACCUUCAAAAUUGUAUAGCUUUAUCUCAAAUCUCAAUAUUAACUCGUACCAGAAGUAAUUUAAUGUUUUAUCUUUAAAUAACAAAAAAAAAAAAAAAAAUGACAAUAAGUUGUAGUCAUUAUUAUUUUUCAGGUUCAUAAAAUAUUAGAAAAAUUCGGAAUAAGUAGUAUGGAUAAUUUAGGGAUUUAUUAUAAGUACUUAAAAAACCAAAUGUUUUACAAUUAUUUUAUUUUCGUGUAUACACAACGUAGCACAAUGAUCAAAUAUAAUUUAUUUCUAGUUUUUGUGUGCUAAAUGUCCUUUGUUUUUACUAAAAAUGAUAUUUAAUCAUUCAUUAAUAUAGGUACCAGCUCUAUAAGUUAGUAAUAUUUAAUGUCGAUUUCUAAAGUUCAAAAAGACGAACAUACUUCGCACGUGUGUGCAGCCACUGUUAUAAGUGGGAAGUCGGGAAGGUAGGAUAGGUACGGGAAUUGAAUGUAUAUCUGUAAGCAACGAUAAACCACUAAUAAAAAAAAAAACGAUUUUGAGCGGAGUUCAGGAGAUAGUGUUGCUUUGUCAACAAUAUUUAAGUCAUAUUAUGGUAAAAUAAUCAAAAAGACAUUAUGUAUUUUCUUUAAUAAUAUUUGCUUAAUAUUGCACCGAUUAUUUAUUAAUAAUAUUUUAUCUAUUUUCCCAUUCUCCCGUUUUUCCUCCAUUUUUUCGGUUUUUCCAAUAUAUAGAGAAAACUCCCGAGAAAAUCAAAAAAUGACCUCCUUAAAGUACCUCUCCAGUUAGAUUUUUUUUCAGAAAAAAUUCUUUCAUUGUAAAUCGGAGCAAUAUUGUUGGUAGAAAAGUUGUACACAGAUAAAAAAAAUACAUCAUUGUAAAACCAUAUGCUUCUUCGCUACACUUAAAAUCUAAAAUUUGAUUAUUGCUCUAGAGCAAUAUUGUGUUUUAUAACUAUAAAUAACACAACAAAUUAAUAAAUACAAAUAUUCUUGAAUAAUCUUUAAUUAGGUAAAAACUGUGAACAUGCACGGAUUUUAUGUUUAUAGUUUGUGUGAAAAUGAAAACUAGAACUGGUAGGUAUAUCAAUGUAUGAUUCAAUAUUAUUUUUUAUUGGAGGAUUAAAAACUUAGUACAUAAAAACAACAAAUAAAUUAGAUAAAUUAUAUUCAAUCAUUGAUAAUGAUUUUAAAACAUUUGAGUUUAAAGUACAAGGUCCUUAAUUUAUUAUUAUUCACAUCUUAUUCCGAAUUUUUUAAAUUUGUUACGACCCUGAAAAACAAUAAAAUCUAACAAAGCCAUUUUUUUUUCAAUAAAUCAAGGUUUUUUCUAUGUUCUUCCACUAAAAUAUAUAAUAAAGAGAAAUAAUUACUAAAUGGAUAUUCAUGGUUGUUGUAUUUUUAAGCCAGUGAGGGUAAUAUAACCCCCAACUCCCCACAUACGCCAUUGUCUAUACAUAAUAAGUAAAUUAUUUUAACUUAUCAUCAGGAUUGUAAUGUAUUCGUGACUUCGUGUCAUAUUAGAGGUACAUUAAUUAUCGUCACAGAAAUAAAAUAGUAUUAUACGAACAUUUAUUCACAGCCUUAGAUAAAGAGAUGAGAUCGUGGGACACCUAUACGUGUUUAGAGGCUACUGUUAAAAAUAUGGUAACGUCAUUGAGAGCUGUCGGUGAAUUACAAAAUCCAGCGAUUCGCGAACGUCAUUGGAAACAACUUAUGACUUCUACAAAAGUAAGAUACACACAAUUUUCGUACUUAAUUCCCUAAUCAAACAAAUCAAUACAAAACAUGUUUACAGACUUUAGCCGAUUUACCUGAAGCGUAUGAUGUGAGUAAAUAAUCAAAACAUGAAAUGAUGUUCAUGUUGCUUGUUGUAUUUGUCUUUUGUGUGUGUUUGUGUGCAUUAUUGUGAUUUGUCCUAUUAUUUUGAGAAAUGUCAAAAAAAAAAAAAAAAAAAAAACAAUAACUUUAAGGCAUUUAUAUGCCUAAUAAAUGUAUAUACUAUACAAUUUACAUUUAUUUUCAUAAUAUAUAAUUAUAAAUAAAUAUACAAAUAUGUAUGUGUAAUAUUGUACAAAUUAUGUAUUCAAUGGUGUUUCAAAUUUAAUGUCGUGUGUAUAUUAUUAUUAAUAGGGGAAAACUUAAGCAAAUGUAGUUGAAAUUAAGUAAAUUGUAUAUUUAAAAACGUAUUUAAAUUAGACACACUGUUUCAAUUUUAGGUAAAGUUCGUGAUGGAUCAAGGAACGACUUUAGCUGAACUGUUAGCGUUAAACUUACAUGAAUGCGAAGACGACGUUAAAACUAUCGUAGAUAAAGCAGUGAAGGAAAUGUCUAUGGAAAAAAUGUUACGUGAACUUCAGACAACUUGGGCUGCAAUGGAAUUUUAUCAAGAAACGCAUAGCCGUACGGGAUGCAGCUUGUUAAGAGCAAGUGAAAAACUAAUUGAAACACUCGAAGAAAACCAAGUGAGUUUUUGCAAUAUCGAUCAGUACCUACUAAUCGUUAUUGUUAUUGAGUGUACUCGAUUACACCACGGCGUUCGCAAUUUAAAUAGAAAGUAACGUUACGGUCAUUGAACUAUGAUUUUAAUAAUACUGAUCUCGUUUGCCAUCAUAAUAUUUCCGUGGUAUCGAUUAAGUACCUGUCGAACCGUUAUUUAAAUUUAAAACGGUAUACAAUUUAAAAUUUAAAAUAACAAAAAAUGAAAACGUACCAGAUAAACUGACAGCCUUCGAGACACGAGAUUUAUAUACAUAAUUUUAUAAAAUAGGUAUUUCACAAUAUUUUUCUCACUUUAAUCACAGUUGUCAGUUCAGUAUACAAAGCACGCGAUGUUUAUAAAACAGUUUUUUUUUUUUUUAGAUCGAUUAUAUUUAAUAUUUUAUUUACAAGUUUAAACGUAUGUUUUUUUUUUUUGGUAAUUUUUAUUUAACAAAAGUUGCUUUUCUUAAAAAAAUAACAUGUUUUAAUUAUCAUCAAUUAAAAAUCUAAUUCCUAAUCAAUAUGUGUCUCGACUUUAAAGUGACAAUAUUAUAAUGUUGAACAAAAUUAAAGAGUUAUACUGUACAAACCGCAUUUAAACAAAUAUGUGUACAUUUCAUUAAUUCUAAAUAUUAUUUUAAUAUAGUGUUUGGAUUAUUAUUAUUAUCUUUUUUUUUUUUUGUGUCAGUAACUGCAGAGUUAUGUAAUUUUUUAAUCAUAUCUAUUAUUGCUCACAAAUUAUUACUGCAUUAUUAUUAUAUAGUUUGCAAACGAUAUAACAAUAUUCGUGUUUUUGUGUUUUUUAACUACACUUUUUUUUAUGAAUUUUUAUUGAGUCAAUUGAACUUCAAUUUACUUUGAAAAUAUACUAUUAUAUUUUAUUAUUAAUUUUUGACAUUUUUUUAAUAAUUCAAUGUCCAAGCGGGCAAUUUGUACAAUAAAAAUAAAAGUAUUCUUGUAAUCUAUGUAUUACACAUAGAUACAACAAUUAUGGCACGGUUGUAAAGAACAAAUCGGUAUUAAUCCGCAGGGAAAUUAUACUAAAAUUUGCAAGGCACAGUAUCAGGGAAGGGGUGAUUUUACUCAUAUAAUGUAGCGUGAGGUAGAAUUAGGGAAGCGGCAUGGUCUCUGGUGUGGUGGGUAAGUAUACGGUGUAAGAUACUUGACGGUAGAGUGGCUUUGUACACGGUGCCACCAAAGAGAGAAGUAAAGAUCGAUUUCAGAACGACGAGAGUUAGAAUGUUAUUAAGGGAGGCAAUGUAAGAACAUUAACUAUAAUAAUAUGGUCUAACCUUUUCUAUUUAUAUUAUAUUUCAUCUGUUAUAUAGUUAUACAAAUAAUAAUUAAUAUUAUUAAUUUGUUUUAACCAUUUAAGGUACAAUUGCAGAAUUUGAUGACUUCGAAGUUUGUAGCAUUUUUUUUGGAAGAAGUAUCAUCUUGGCAACAAAAGUUAAGUGUAGCAGAUCAAGUUAUAAAUUCAUGGUUUGAAGUACAACGGACAUGGAUGCAUUUAGAAUCGAUAUUUAUGAGUUCAGAUGAUAUUCGUAAGCAAUUACCAGAAGAUUCAGAACGAUUUUUCCGCAUUGAUUCUGAAUUUAAAGUAAAUUUGAGAGAUUUUGAUUUGUACUAAGAACAAUGUGGAAUUUUUUUUCAAGCAAAAGUAAAAUAUUUUUAGGAACUAAUGGCAAAUAUGUCAAAAACACCUAAAGUGAUUGAAGCCACGAAUAAACCAGGUUUAAUCAAACAUUUAGACGAUUUACAUGGUCAUUUAACAUUAUGUGAAAAAGCUCUGGCGGAAUAUUUAGAAACGAAACGUUUAGCUUUCCCGAGAUUCUAUUUUGUGUCUGCAGCCGAUCUCUUAGAUAUUCUUUCGAAUGGAAAUAACCCGGAUUUAGUCGUCAGGUAAAAUUAAAUUGAAUAUUACAGUUCCCGUAACUAUGGAGAUAGACAAUUUGUGAAUUUUUAUUAAACUUUUAAUAUCCCAAUUUAUUAACAGGGGGAAUAUUCAGGAAGUCACUUAUUACACCAACAAAACAAUUAGGGUUAAUUUAAAAUAGUUGGUAACUUUAUAAUAUUGGUUAAAUAUCAUAUUCGUAAAACAACACAGACUUAUUUUAAUACAAUAUGUAUAAUACUCGAGCAAAGUUAGUUAGGAAUCUAAUUAGUAAUUAACUAAUAGGAAUCCGGUUAAUAAUUUAAAUUUGGUUCAUAAACACGUAUACUAAAAAUAUAAAAAAUUUACUUCUUAUUUAAUGUAAUAAGAGAUAUUAUACCUAAUACCUAAUGGAAGUACAUUUUUUCAAAAAUAAUUUCCUCCCAAUUUUCGUUAUACAGAUUUAUAUUGUAUUUAUUACCUAGUAUUCUUAUUGAUUCAAGAUAAAAAAAAAAUGUGUACAAAUUGAGUAGAACUCGAUGUAUUCAGUUCUUAAAUAUUCAUUUAAAAAAAUUACAUUGAACAUAUUUGAUGUACACACAGUGUAUAUAAUUUUAAUUAUUUGUGAUUUUCAGUGCAAUCCGUAACAAAAUUGAGUGUACCAAUAAUUUUUAGAUAUUUUAUACUAACAAUUGUGUAAACUAUUAUUAUUAUUAUUAUUUCAGGCAUAUGAUAAAAUUAUUCGAUUCAAUGGCAUCGCUUGAAUUUAUCGAUUCAAAACCAACCGAAAAGAAAGUAGCUGUAGGAAUGCAUGCCAAGGACGGCGAAUACGUCAAAUUUAACGAAAACUGUGACUGCAGUGGCCCAGUAAGUAAUAUUGUGAAAUAUAUUCCAUUAUAAUCAUUAUUGUAAAUUAAUUUUAUCCUCCCCUUAUUUAUUCACCACUGUACACCGAUAACUGAUAGCCGAGGACCUUUCCGAUGACAUUUCAACGAAAACAAAAUAAUGGCCUUGGUUUUAUAUGUAGUUACCUACAGUACUUAGUAUAUUGGUACACUAUAUUUUUGUCACUGCACUAUAAUAUCUGUUUCAAUUUUAUAAUUUUUAAGACAUUUUUCGAUUUUAUAAAACGCCUUCGUAGAGAGAUCCGAAUUCAAUCAUUAUUUUUUUUUUCUAAAUCUUACCAAUUUCAAAUAUCCUUACAAACUAAAGUAUAAUAAAACGCUGGCAAUCAUAAUUGCAUUUACUUAUUAUUUGGGUUAUUUUGGCGGCGCUGCCGUUUUAAUAUACAAUUCAUAAACUAAUAAGCGUUUUGUUGUAAUUUGCUUUAAAUAGUUGCUUAACUGAACUCCGCUCAGAAUCGUUUUUUAUUAGAAAUUGUUUAUUAUUGCGCACAGAUAUAAGUUGAAUAACUCUAUGUAUCCUACUUUCCCAAUAUCCCACCUACAACAGUGACACACCCAUCAGUAGUUUCAGUUGCUUUUUUUUUUAUUAUUGCUUAAAAUAUACUAUGCAAAAUUAUCAUUACUUAUUCUGUUAUGAUGUUUCGAGACGCGUUAGCCUUCGAAAUAAUGAACUCAAGGUAAUUUGACGCACAUAAAAUUUAAGUAGAAUAUCACGUUCAUAAAAUUUGACACGGAAAUUAUCGUUAUAAUUAAUAUCAUUACAAUAACAAACGUGAAUUAUGUACCUAUAUUCUAACUAUAUUUACAAAAAAUUAACAAUAUUUUUCAUCAUUAUUCGAUAUUAAAUUUAAAAAAAUAAUACAGUAAAUAAUUCAGAUUCGAUGGUUUUAUUAUACUCUUUUAAUGCGUUUCAUCUUUUCUGGUUCAUUUUUACUUAUGAGUUAUUUUUUACUUUGCUCAUAUUUAUACAUCGAAUUACUAAAUUACCUUUACAAAUAAAAUACCUACGGUCUGAACUUAGGAUUAAAAAUAGAAAAGAGCUAAGUACGGUAUCUUGUUGUAUUUUUAUUGGAACAAUAAUUCUGGUGAAAAACAUAAACAAUUUCGUAAAAGUUGAAAAUAAUGAAACCGUAUGCCGUAAAUUUGUUAGUUUUUCAUUUUUCUUGUUUUUCCGGUUUUCAAAAAUGUAUUUAUUUAUUUUGAAAACUUCUUGGAAAAUCAAAAAAUGACCUCUUUAUUGUACCAACUAGAUAAAAUUUCAGUUCAGAAAAAGUGCUACACUUAACACAUCGGAGCAAGAUUUCACUUAUAAAACAUACUUAUAAACAGAAAAAAUACCAUAGUAAAACCAGUAGAUAGUUUGUUACGCUCCGAAGCUAAAAUCUAAAUAUGACCGCAACGAUGAACUAAGCCAAAAUUGACAGGCCUAAAUGAUAAAUAUUAAUCCAGUAAAUAAAACUAAUACCUAUACAUAAAUAUUAUAUAUGAUGCUUUUUUUUUUCUGUCUGUAAAUAACUUUUCGAAAUGAAAUCUUGCUUUGAUGUGUAAAGUGUAGUACCAUUUUUGAAAAUAAAUGUUAUCUAGUUGGUGCAUUGAAGAGGUUAUUUUUUUUUUGAUUUUCUAAGGGUUUUUCAAAAUAAUUGGGUAAAAACUGAAAAGAAAAUUAUAAGUAAAACAGCAAAUAUGAGCAGCGGAGUUAAUGAUUUCAUUGUUUUUAAUAUUUGCUCUAAUCGAAAAAUGACAAGAGAUCGAUAAUGUUCCUUUUAACAUAUUUAUCAAUUAAAGAAGGAACUCAUGCAUUUAUAUAAUAAUAAUGCCUAUUUAAAUAUUUUACUAUAAUAUGACAUAUAUAUUGUUGACAAAGCAUCACUAUCAACUGAACUCCGCUCAGAAUCGUUUUUUCGUUAGCAAUGGUUGCUUACAGAUAUACAUUACAUUUCCUUUUCUGUAUCCUACUUUUCCAACUUCCUACCUACAACAGUGACUGCACCCACGUGCGAAGUAUGUCCGUUUUCUUUUUAUAUUGUAAUUAUUAAAAAUAAUAUCAAACGUCAUAAAUCAGGGGGGUUGCUCCAAUAGCCCCUCUUUUUAUUCUUCUAGAAAUUAUUUACAACCCCAUUCCCAUUGAAAAUUCCUGUGAACCUCACUGAAUCCUUAGUUACGCUCGGAUAUAAGUAUUAUUACCAAGUUUCAAGUCUACGUAUUUAUAACCGAAUUACAGCAAAAAACUUCCAAAAUUUAAAAUUCUUUAAAAGUUGAAAAGUUUUGUCGAUGAUACCGUAAGAAAGUAAAUCAAAAAGGCAACAAAAAAGGUAUCUUGUGAUUUUUCAAUUAAAUCAUUCCUUCUGGUAGAAAACGUCGCCCAUGAUAAGUGUAUUAUACAACCGGUUUUAAAUUAAAAAUUCAUCAUCAAGUAUAUCACAAUCAAAAUGGUAUUUACGAGUAUUAACCAUUUUAAUAAUUUUGUUUUUACUUUAUUAUUUUAUUACAUAUAUUUUGUAUUAUUUUCCUAAUUUUCGUAAGUACUUGAAUAAUUUUUUAAUAAGAAAAUAAAUAAAAUAUUCGUUUUACUGUGCGAUCAUCAUUAUAUAUUUUCACUUACUUUUUUUCUUUGAGAGGGAGGGGAGUUGUUAAUAAUGACUAGUAAUACGUUCGUCUUACUUAAUGUUUUAUUAUUAUUCGCUGCAUUUUUAAUAAACCAAAAUUAUGCUGAUUAUUCAUGGUCAAUUUGUCAACAUGAAAUAAUAUUAUUUUUAAUCGCCAGCGGUUUGUAGGUUAGCGUGGUUAUAUAAUACUACUGUACGGUUCAGUGAUCUUUGUUUUAACUCACCUUGGUGUCUUUUUAUUUUUAGUUAUUUGUUUUUAUGACUGUGGAUGUUUUCUCUUUUGUAUAGAAAAAUCAUCAUUAGCCGUCGUAUGUAUAAAUCUGUUGAAAAACAAAGUUUUCUAAUUAGUAAACUUUUUUUGAAUGUAUGUUGUCACAGCUCACAAGUCACAAUUUACUAGUAACUACUCAAAAGUAAAAAUCCAAAUUUAUUAAAUUAGUAAUUACACCAUAAUAUUGAUAAAUUACAUGUUAUCACUAUAAUUCACUUGACAGUUUUACUAUUACUAUCAAUAAAUAAUUACAAAAAUGUUAAAUAAUUAAUUCUCUGUAGGUAUUAGUAUGACCACUUAUCCGUCACAAAAUAAUUAUAUUAUUAUCGAUUUAUCAAUGUUAUAAUAUUGUAGAGUUAACAAAACAAACCAUGCGGGCGACGCGUUACGCAGCGGUGAUAAUAAAAGAAUCCGCUUUGACUGUACGGGGGUUCAGAAUUCCCAAUCGACAAAUCAGAUAACAUGACUAUCGACAGUGCUCGACCCUUACCGAGUAUGUGUGUGUGUGUGUGUGUGUAAUGACGCCGUGAUUGGCGAUAUAUUUUUUUUGAGAUUCACUUUGUAUUUUGUAAAGAAGUUUCACUUCAAAAAUAUUAGAUCAUUAAAUAUUGAAAAUAUAAAAAAAAUUAGCCGCCCAGGGCAACAGCACCCUGUAGCUCUCCCCAAAAUACGGCCCUGCCGAUACGUCAUGUUUAAUUUUGGACCUUUCUUAGUAUUGCUUUACUAUAAUUAAACAAUAAUUUCCCAAUGCAUUUCCGUUUGUGAUAAUACACGGGUAAUUCGGACGUUGCGAUCGCGUCUCGUUUUAUUUUCAUUCAUUCAUAAAAUUAUGCCUUCAACCUUGUACAACUUCCGUACAAAUUGUAUCCAUUUAUUAUAUUAUAAAGAUGUUUGAAAAGUUUAUUCUUGAGGUAUCGAAUGAAGAACCAUUUUCUGGUCUUUUUAGAUUAAGCGGAUGGACCCAAUUUAACCAUUUCACUUUUUUUUGUUUUUGCUUUUAUUCGUGUUACUCGUAUACUGCGAACAUGUAACACAUGCUUCUAUAUCGUUUAAGCUUUCCAAAUUUGAAAAUAUUAAAUGAACCAAUAGUGGAUAGCAACGCGAAGUACUAUUGCACAUGCAUAGUCAUUUACGAUGUACAGUAACAAGAUGUCAAGUCUAGUAUAUCACAAAAUACAAAGUACUGGCGUGCUAUUUAUCUUUGAGAAACGCACGUAAAAUGCGUGGAAACACGCGUUCGAAUCGCCCAGUAUGUAAUCAGCUAUAAGCUUUAAUACGAACAUUAAAAUGUUGACUAAAAAUAGUAAUCGGUAUAUGAAAUAGAAUAAUUUCAUCUAUUAGUGAUUCCAGUACAAGAAAGCGAAAAUAUCAAAACAGGAGCAAUUCAUUUUUUGAUAUUUUUUUAAAUCGGAAAGCAAUUAGAGAAAUCUUAAAAAUAAAAAUCAUUAACAAAUUUCUAUUCACUGCGAGCAUUUUUAACUGAAUUAUAAAUAUAUUACUUUUGUAAAUUUCCCCGUUUAUCCGAUAUUUUAUCCCGGGUUUUCCAAGGUAUUAUAAAAACCAUUUGAAAAAACAAAAAAAUUACCUCCUUAGAAUACUAUGUUCUUAAAAUUUACUUUCAGAAAAGGUGCUACAAUUUAUAUAUUGGAACAAGAUUUCUGGUAGAAAAGUUUGUAUAACAAAUCGAGGGGUAAAUUUUUUACGUAAUUUUUAUUCAGCAUAAGUUUAUAAUAAGUAGUACAUCCUGGUAAAAAAAAAAAUUGAGGUACCGUAUAUUUUUUUUAUAAGAAUUUUAAUAUCAAAUUUUGAUUAAAUUCGAGAAAAAAUGUUUAAAUCGUCAGCGGAAACAAGACGUAGCAUUUUUUAAAUACUGAUCAAACGCCAUUAAUAAAUAAAAUAAAUAAUAUAAGCGAUAAAUGAGUCACCUUUAUGGAUUUUUGAAGGAACAGAAUGUAUACCGUAUUUGUGAGGGAAAUCACGGGAAAAUAACGGUAAUGUAACAUAUUAGAGCUACCUGUUUCUUAAAUUUUCCAAACAAAUUUUUUGAAAAAUGUCAUUACUUACUUUUUGAAAUAUAGAACGUUCAAUGAUUAAAGAAUCGCUCUGAUAUAACAAACACAAUACAGUGCUAAAGUAUCGUAAUUUAUAUAUAUAUAUAUAUAUAUAAAAUAUAAUAUAAUAUAAUGUAUAUAAAAUUUAUUCUGCACAGGUUAUCAGUGUAUACUUAUAUUAUUAUUGUAUCAAUAUACAAUAAUAAUAUAAUUGUAUUUAUUUUUUAAUUAUUUAGCUCACGGUCAUAUUAUACACACCUGUCUUUUGAUAAAGUGUCAAAUAGGUAUUACGAUUUCGUUAUACCUAUCCAAUUAUAUUACAUAAUAGUUUCAACUAUCUGCGGCGUGAAUGUAUGGAUAGGUGAAUACGUGCAAAAAUGUAGUUCUAGACCGGGAAUAACUUAUAUGCAGGGUUGGACUAAGUUAAAAUUUCGUACCGGGAAACUAAAAACAACCGACCCACUUAAAUGUUAAUAUGAUAAAAGUUGCUCAUAUAAAAACGAAAAAUGUGGUUUGAGAGUUUGGGGAUUUUAACUCUUAAAGACUGUUUGGAUAAUACUAAACUGUAAAAAUCUUUAAAUACCUAAAAAAAAUGUAUAGAUAUUAGAUAAGUAAUACACUCUCCUUAUUGUCAUGAAUACGAGAAAUAGUUAAAAGAAAAGAUUCAAUUAAUUCUUAUUUGAUUUGAUUUUUUUUUUUUUUUUGUGAUUUAGCGUGAUUUUUAUUUGGUAUGUACAAUGUGGAUGAAAUUAUUUAGUCAGACAGACAUUUUUGAAAAUUUAACAUGAAUUAUGAAUUGUAAUUAAUAGUCGAAAAUAAAGUUGUUUUUUUUAUAUGUGAACACUUCUACUAGAAAGCUUUCUCUAAUGUAUAUGAUUUAGGCUUUUUUCUGAAAGGAAAUUUUCUUGGGGUGAUACUUUAAAGAGUAUUCUCAUCAUAUUGGAAAAACCGAAAAAACGGGAAAAUCUACGAAGUAUAGGUAUUAGUUGAAAAAUAUUUCAGCCUUUAAUUUCCUGUGAACAACUUUUAUACCAACAAUUUGGCUUCGAUUAACAAUGAUAUCAAUUUUUCUGAAAAGAAAUCUAGCUGGGAAGGUACUUAAAGGAGGUAUUUUUUCGAUUUUCCAAAGAGUUUUUCCAGAAAAUAUUGAAAACCGGGAGGAACAUGGGAAAACCUAGAAAAAUGUAGGGAAAACGGGAAAAUCGGUACAAUAUUAAGCAAAUACUAUUAAAGAAAAUAUAUAAUGUCUAUUUAAUUAUGUUACCAUAAUAUGAUAUAUAUAUAUAUAUAUAUAUUGUUGAAAAUGCAUCACUAUUAACUAAACUCCGCUCAGAAUCGUUUUUCGUUAGCAAUGGUUAAUCGUUGCAAAUAUACAUUAAAUUCCCUUCUGUAUCUUACCUCCCUAACUCCCCACCGACAACAGUGGCUGCACCCGUUCCCAUUAUCCUAAGACAGCUUUUUUUAGAUUUGUGUUUAUUGGUUUUAUUUUAUUGAAAUUGGUUUUGCAAUGACAAUUAUAUUUUUUUUCUGUGAACAUCUUUUCUACACGAAACUUUGAUCUGCUUUUCUAAACGGAAAUUUUCUAGUACCAGGUUUAUGCUUGUCACGAAUGAAUCGACGUCGGCCGUCAUUAGGGGAAUGAAUAGCGGUGAAUAGUAGGCGUUGACAAACAAUUAUUAGGAUUAAGUAUAACCCAAUGACGUAUUUAGGGGAGGAACCCAAGAGGGGUGGGCCACUGCUGUUGGGAAGGUAGAGGGUAAAUUGAAUAUACAUAGAUAUCUGUACGCAACGAUUAACCAUUGCUAACGAAAAACGAUUAUGAGCGAAGCUCGGUUAAUAAUAUUGCUUUUUCAACAAUAUAUGUGUCUAAAGUAAUUUUCAUAAUAAUUGUGAAGAACUAAAAAGACGAAGUAUACGAUUUAUUUAAAUUACAGCGCAACGGUUUUAUUGUUUAAAAUUGUUAAGAUUAUAUUUUUCUACCAGAAAUCCAUUGUUCCAAAUGUCAAGAAUAGUAUAUUUUUAGAAAGAAUAUUGUGUCUAAUUUUCGAUUGAGAAAGUUGUUUGAUUUUUCAUACAGUAUAUAAAUAUAUAGAAUCAGGUUUUUUUAUUGUUAUUCGGUUAAACAAUUUUCUACAGACCUGUAGUGUUCACAAAACACUUAUAUUGAUCUUUGGUAGACAUGGUAAAAUUUUCUAAGUAUUUUAACUAUUUUUAGACUAUUUAUAGGUAUUUGAUAUUUUUAUGUUUUUAUAAUAUGUACUUUUAUUUGGCAUAUGUAUCUGUUAUUAAAAUGAUAACUAAAGAUUGUGUGAUUUGGGGAUGAAAAUACAAAUUUAAUUGUUUACCAAAUCGAUGUCCUAUUCGAAGAAACGCCAAGAAAAAAAAAAAUUGAAACAUAUCUAAUAUUAACAGCUCUAGAAAAAUCCGUCGAACAUAGUGGGGCACACUGUAUGUAUAUUUCUUUUUUGAAAAGCCACUAUUGUACCAUCUUGUCUUAAAAGAUAAUGACGCCUCCUUAAAACGUGGCGCCCGGGGCCAAUGCCCUUUCGCUUUCCCCUAAAUAUGUCUCUGAUCACGUAUUAUUAAAACCCGGUAAUAAUACAGAUCGGUCGAUCGAAUCGAUUUUUGCUUAGUAAGUCACAUACAUAAUAGUAUAUUGUACAUAUAAUGUUAAUAAUUAUUAUUACAUUUUUUUUUUAUUCGCCGCAUAUACUCGCUAUAACGUUGACUUUUUAAAAACGGGGAAUUUCGUCACAGUUUGCAUACAGUCAUAAAACAAUAAAAAAUUUGCCGGCGAUCGAGAGGACUCGUCUCGGAUUCCAUGCGGUCCUGGUAACGAGGGGACGCAAAUCGGUAAUGUACGUUCGGCGGCGGCGGCGGCCGGCCUGGCCUGCAGUUCGGCGGCGGCGGCGGCUGGCUCGGCUUGCCGUCCGUAUACCGCAUGAUACCCUGGUUACAUGUUGUCUACAUCGCGUACAUUGUGUAAUACUUGUCGCGUGCGUAGGGAAGUAGCGAUUCCAACGACGUACUGCGGACGAUUCUUUAACCAUUCGUUCCACGAUCGUCCAUGACGGUAGGCUAGUGAGCGGCGACGGAUGCGUAUACCGCAUGAUACCCUGGUUACAUGUUGUCUACAUUGCGUACAUUGUGUAAUACUUGUCGCGUGCGUGGGGAAGUUGCGAUUCCAACGACGUACUGCGGACGAUUCUUUAACUAUUCGUUCCACGAUCGUCUAUGACGGUAGGCUAGUGAGCGGCGACGGAAUAUCGCGUUCGUUCAUGAUGUCCUGGUCAUAGUCUCUACGGCGGUCUGUUGAAACACCGGAAUUUUGGGCACCAUUCGAGGGCCCGUGACGUCGCUUGACGUUCAUGAUGUCCUGGUCCGUAGGUACACUUGAAAUGCGAAAUCUCGCCAUUUGUCCAGUUGCACCCCGUGCGCCUCAAAACCGAAUUUAGUGAGCCCCGUCGUCAUGGUUACUGGAGAAAUGCAUAGAAUUUCCGUUGGAACUGAUAAGUAUUAUAUAAAUACAAUGGCAGGUGUCCUCCUAUCAUAUUGCGCAGUAUUUGAUGUUGCCCUCUGGCCUCCCCGCAAGGGGCGACGGACGUGUAAUAGUUUUGUUUGUAAAUAACCAUUAAACGCCGCGUGAGUGCGCUACGUACGAUCAGCACUGUGGCACGAGUGAUAAACAGCUGUCCGGAAAGACAAGAAAUCUGUAUGAUAUGAAUUCAGUAAUGCGACUCGGCCGUAUAUUGCACAUUGAGCACGCGAAAUUUUAUCUAAUCCAACAACGUGGUUUUGUGUUACAAAUCGAGGUUUAUUUUCGAUUGAUCUCCUCCAAUCGCUUCGUUUGUGGCACAAAAGUUAUAGUUGAUCCGGGCGACAAACGUCCCACAUACGUAUAGGUGCAACUGCAAGCAUCUAACCUGCUUAACGGUUGUACGAAUAUAAUAACAUUGAUUAAGUAUAGGUACUUAAUUGUAGUAGCUAUCUAAUAAAUAUAUUCGGAUCACUUAAUUAUACUUGUAUUAUUAGUUACUAUCCACAUUUUUAGAAAUGCGAAUAUUUAAUAUAAAUAUUAAAUUAUGUAUAACAAAUAUUAUUAUAUUGCGAAAUUAAAAAAAAAAAAAAAACCUAACAAUUUGCAAAUCUAAAAGAUGUUGAUGCGUUCUGUGUUAAAUUCGCACAAAAAUCGUUUACGAACAUAAUAAUACGAGUAUUUGGUACUUAUGGUACGCGAUAUAGGUGGUAGUUGGUAUAGGUGCUCACCGGUGGAAAAAUAUUACUUAACCUCGCGUAGUUCAUGCAUUUUGAACAAAUAUAAUUGUUAAUAAUUUACUACCUACUGGCGUCUAUAUAGCUGCACCCGCAUAGCCUCGUCCGUGACUGUGACCCCCCACCAAAAACCGACUCCACCCUUCGUCUAACGGGAUAACGUGUAUGGUUUUUCGUUUACGAUUUUAGCGGUACAACCCUAAUAGCUCCUAUACCCAUUGUUUGUUGGUUGUCAAACGGCUCCCGUCUAAAUGGUUUUGCGUAACGUAAAUUCCCCAAAGGGCUCCCGUUAUUUCCCUGUCAUUCCGCCUCUUUGCACAAUCCCGAUCUCAAUGUUCACCUCUAUCUGUAUCCGGAAUAUUUUAAAUAUAACGGGUAAAACGGAUACACUUAAAUUAGUGGAUUUCGUACACAAGAUCGAUUCAUUAUCUAAUUUUAACACCAACAUUUAGAAUACUCCAUCUAUUUAUGGAAUUUUUAAUAUAGGUUUUCAUUUGAAAAAGCAAAAUCGAUAUCGCCACCGGUCAGGUUAAGGGUACUCCUUAAACGUUGUGGAAAAUCUAAAUAUUCGAAAACAUCGACUUUAAUUACACUUUAAAAAUUCCAAAAGUCAGAAUUUGUAUAUAUUAUGUAAAAUUUACCGAACAAAUGGAGUGAACACGCCUAGUGGAUCAUUAUGUAUAUAUAUAUGUAUAUAUAUAAAAGGCUGUAUUACCAAAAUUUUUCACGCGUUACUUAUGCCAAAUUAAAUUUGCAGAAUGGCAUUGGUGCAAUGAACGGACAAAAAAAACAUAUUUGUUUUCUACGCAGUAGAUGUUAUUUAAAAAAAAAAAUAAUAAUAAUUCUGCGUCACGUUAUGCAUUUUUAAUUUAAUUAAAAAUAUUCAAGUGUUUCAGUGACACAGAACAACAAGAUAAAAUCUAGCUAUGCUAAAUCUAGUAUUAUUAUUAUUAUUAUUAUUGUAUUUGUUGUUUACGUCGAAACGGUUUUAAAGCAUUUCCACAGUAAAUAGGUAUACGUGACCACUUAGAUUUUAAAUUUGAUAAGUACCGCAAGGUUACGGGUGUUGUUCUAAAAUGUAUUUUUAAGCGCGUUAUUAUGAUAAUAAAUCUACUCUGUUUUGGACUGUCUAACGAACGCCGCCGCUGCUAUCUGUAUUAUUGUUUUCGUAUUCGAAAAAAAGAAACGACCAUAAAUUACGAACAAUAAAACACGCACCGACGACUGACGACGUAUCAUUUUGGACUCUCGUUCGAUAGCGAAUGUAUAUCUUUAUUAUUGAUUUAUCACAUCAAUUAAAUAACUAUUUUACCAUAACUAUUUUAUUACGUUUAAUAACCUAUACAUAAUUUGUAUAAAAAAAAAAAAACCAUGUUGCAGUUUGGCCCGAAUCCCGGCAUCUCUCUAAAAACUGUACAGCUACUGAUCUACCUAGCCUAAUAUACUAAAUAUUAAACGUUUAUAACGUCUAUAACAUUAAAUGUUUGAUUAAAAAAAAUAUGGUUUUUUAAGUUUGUUCUAUUGAAAACUAUUGGCGAGUUAAUUUUUAUAAAAAUCCUCUUAAAUGUUUGCGCAGUAAAAAAAAAACUCCGAUUCGAUACACGAAAAUCGGUGCAUAUGUGUAUACGUUAAAAAAAAUAUUAGUAUAAUAAACUGCAGCUUAACCAGAUUUAUAAGGUAGUAUAUCUGAAUUCUGAAGGUAUACAAAUAUGAAAUCUAUAUAACAUACCUAUAAUACAUGUGUACACGUGUUUCAAUUAUGAUGAGUGAAAUCUAUUUCUAUACAUAUAUUAUGUGAGAUAAAAUUUAUUUAUGUAAAGGUUAGUAGAAUUGGCAUGUUUAGGAAUAUAGAGUAAUGUAUUUCGAAUAUAUAUAUAGGUAGGUAGUUUGCCAAGACUAUUUUCAGUUUUCAAUCCGCUUAGUCUAUAGUACACAAUAAUAUUUUACGAGUGUAAAGACCUUUAGAAUAGGAAAAAAAAAAAAAGAAGUAAGGUGAUAGUUACAUAAAAAUACAGCGGUGAACAUACUUUGUAGUAGAAAGUUUUAUAACUGUACCUAUUACCAACCUAUAAAUAUACAUAUAUUAUAUAUGCACGCUUACUACCCACCGCAGAAUGUCUUUCUUUUGGUAUACGGCUAUACAGAUAGGCAGCCUCGGUAAAAAAAUAUCAGAUAUUAUACCCGAUGUUAGACAAAACGAAAGCAAAAGCUACUACUAUGAUAAUUUGAACGAAUUAUGAACAAUUGUUAUUUUUAUUAUAUUUAUUGAAUUGUUACAAUAAUUGUAUAAUAGUAUAUUGGUUAUAAUGAUAAACGGACAUGGUAACCGUGAUAAAAAUGUUAUAGUAUGGAAAUUUGUUUGUAUAAUUUGUAAUAUUGUUUGAGGUUGAGGUUGAGUUUUUAUGUAGGACGUAUAGGUAUAUAAAUAUAUACAAUAAUAUAUUGAGCAAUAAAUUAUUGAUUAAAUUUCGUAAAAAAUUCUGAAAUUUGUACAAUAUAUAUAUAUAAAUAAGUUUUCGAGCCUUCGGGGUAAUGAUAGGAUCGGAGCAAUCAUAUGCAUUGUCCCCGGCAUUAUUUAACAUUGUACUCGAGUCGGUAAUUAGAGAAGUACAGGUAAAAAGGCCAAGGUUUUAAAUAUUAGAAACAAUAAGUGUAUGAAUAAUAUAAUAAUAACAAUAACAAUAACAAGUGUAUGAAGACAAUAUCAUGUGGGCUAAAACAGUUGGAAUAUGAUAAAUUGACGAUUUUAAAUGCCUAUGGAGUAAUAGCAAUCAAAAACGAAAUUAUAGUCUCGAUGAAAUAGGACGAAGAUUAUUAUCUGGCUAUUUAUAAUUCUGCUAUCUUGAAAAUUUCAAAACUAGUAAUAAGGGGUAAUAGUAAAAAUUAAAUUUUUUAUUUUUCCACUUAUGUUAUGUCCCUCUAAAAGAAAAUUCGUUUGACAGGUAAAAAUUGAAUAUUAACAGAGAUUACAACACGGUGAAAACGUCUGGGCACUCGUGUCUUUAUACACUGAUCAAUUAUUUAAUAACUAUUCGAAAUUUCAAUUUUAAUUUUGAAUUAUGAUUAAAAAAUAAUAGUUUACUCGUGUCAUAAACAAUAUAACAUGAGUAUGAAAAACAAGUCAAUACUUUAUUAAAAUAUUAAUAUUAGGUGGAAAAAUGGCUCAACAAGAUCCAAUCGAUGAUGCGUGAAACGAUUAGGCACAAUUUUUUGGAGAGCACAUUAUCCUACGAGGAGAAACCCAGAGAACAAUGGUUGUUCGAUUAUCCAGCUCAAGUAUCGUUGUGUGGUACUCAAAUUUGGUGGACUACUGAAGUGAACAUUGCGUUUGCUAGGCUCGAAGAAGGUUAUGAAAAUGCCUUGAAAGAUUAUCAAAGAAAACAAGUAAAUAUAUUGUAAUAAAUAAAUUAAACGAUAUAUGUAUACAUAUUUUAUUUUUAAAAAAAUGUUUUUAUUACGCUUAUAAAGUACAAUCAAAAUGUAUAGAAUAAGGGGACAGAUAUUGUUUCAGAGUUUUUUUUAUUAUUAUUUUUUUCCUGAGGGAAUUGAAAUGAGUAAAAACAUUAAAUAACAGUAAUUUAUUGUACAUAUUCUUAAAAUGUCUAUUAUGUAUUAUAAAUCGUUACCGAACUUAUAUUUUGUGCGUAUCUAUAUUGAUUUAAAUAAGAAAUUAUAGUUUAGAUUAGAAUAAAAAAUACAUAAUAUCGUAAAUCUUAAACAUACUCGUAACAUUGUAGUAUAAAUAUUGUGAAGUUAAAUAAAUCAAUAGUAAAUACCUAUAUAGAUUUUGCGUCUAAAUUAAUUUUCUAAAUUAUCUCAAAAAUAUGGGGCUACAAUUAUAUAUUAUACAUGUUUUAUUUGAUACCUAGUAAAUUUGAAAAUAAAUUUAGAUAUUUUUUCAAAUAUUUUGUGACUGUUUAUACACGACUCUUUAAAAAAUACUGGGUGCGUGUGAAUGUUUUUUUAAAUUUUACUGAACUGGCGUAGAAUGUAUAUUUGAGGGGAGUGCAGUUUAUUUUUGAACAAUAUUAACAUAACGUGUUUUUGAAUACAUAUGUGCGAGAGAAAAACCGUUUGGAUAACUUGUUUCCAUGAUGGGAUUCCUGAAAGUUAGUAGUCGGGAGCGCCCCUCAAUUUUUGGUGAACAUAGUCUCCCUUCGAAGUUUUUAACCACUAUAUUUAAUAUUUUUCGUAUUUAAGUAUUGCAUGGUUAUUUUAUAAGUUAUACGUACCUGUUUUGUACGAGUUGAUUUAAUAUAUGUAUAUCUAUUGCUCAAUACUCGUACAUAUAGAUCUCACAAUUAAAUACGCUGAUAUCGUUGUUACUGGGUGAACUGACUAGACAAGACAGACAAAAAAUCAUGACGAUCUGUACGAUCGACGUUCACUCCAGAGACGUGGUCGCCAGAUUAAUACAAUCCAAAAUCGAAAACGUACUCGCUUUUCAAUGGCAGUCGCAGCUCAGGCACAGGUGAGUUAAUAGUAUAUUAUUAUAAUACAAUAUUAUGUCGAUAUUGGUGUAUGAAUCGUUUUAUUUAACACGAGUUUGGUGAUGGUUUUCCGUUAAUAUACAGUUUUUUCAUAUUAGAUGGGACGAGAAGGAAAAAGAUUGUUUCGCAAAUAUCUGCGACGCUCAAUUUCGAUACAGCCACGAGUAUUUGGGCAACACGCCACGUCUGGUAAUCACUCCGUUAACCGAUAGAUGUUACAUAACCUUAACACAGGUAAUAAUAUCACAUUUUUACAAUAAUUAUUAUCGUUUUACAAACAACACACUACGUAUAAACCGUUUCUCGCGUACCUAUAUACCAAUCCCUACUAGUCUUUGCAUUUGGUGAUGGGCGGAGGUCCGGCCGGUCCCGCGGGCACGGGCAAAACAGAGACGACCAAAGAUCUCGGACGUGCUCUCGGCGUUAUGGUUUACGUGUUCAAUUGUUCGGAGCAAAUGGAUUACAAGGUACGAAAUAUCGAUGGGGAGGGGAAGCGGAAAUAAUAAUAUCCGUUUUGUGAUUUUACGCAGUCUUGCGGUAACAUUUACAAAGGAUUGGCCCAAACCGGAGCCUGGGGUUGUUUUGACGAAUUCAAUCGGAUAUCCGUCGAAGUAUUGUCAGUGGUCGCCGUUCAAGUAAAGUCCAUUCAGGUGCGUUUAUUCAUGUUUACACGUGCAACGCAAAAACAUUAACAGAUUGCAAUAAAAGGACGUGCUAUACCCCGCGGUUGCGUAUAGGCAGUUUUCAUGAUAUUUUUGAUAAAAAUUAAGAUUUUAUCAACUUAAAAAUAUUCAAAUUCGCUUUCAAAUAUAAUAAUAAUUAGUCCCACAUUAUUUACACGAGUAUUUAAUGUGUAAUCGGGAUGUUAAUAAAAAUGUACGAAACUUCUCGUGCUAAAGACUUGAUGAAGAAAUCAAAUUUACAUCAUAGAAAAAAAAAUUAAAUUAAAGUAAAACAAAAGUUGCACUAUGCUACUUAGGUUUUAGUUUUUCGAUAUCACUAUUGUGAAAUAAGUUAUUCGAGUUUAAACAAUUUAAAAUUAUUCGAUUAUUUUCUCUUUUUAUUUGUGGUUUCGAGGUGGCGUAUUUAAACAUUUUUUUAUAUGGGCGAAUACAAAUCAUUUAUUCACAGGUCCGCGUGCGAGUACGCCUUUUCCUUGAUAUGUGUAUUACAAAAUGCCCACGUUACUUUUAAUCAAAUAAUUUUUUGUUUUCAAAUUAACAAAAUAACUAUAAUAAUAUUUCAACAUUAUAAUUCUUAGAUAAGAUAUGAACAUUUUACCAUAAUUUUUGAACUGUGUUUUGCACGGUUACAGAUUACAGAAUCACAUAAUUUAGGUAAAUAUAUUUUUUUUAAACUAAAUCUACACAUUAUUAUUAUACAUAAUUUAAUAAUUUAACUGUUAAUAUUUAAUACUGUUGCAUUGUUCCACUAUGAUGAAUUACGUUGGUAGUACUGGGAAGCCUAUCCAGUUUUUACGAUUACUACGAAACAGUCGGUAUCCAAUCCUCGUAAAAGGCUAUUAUUCUUAGUACCCGCUUAAAGCAGAAUAACUCAGAAACUCUUUUCGCUUAAAUUACGAUUGUAUUUACAUCAAAUUUUUAGAAAAAUCAUCUGAUUGAUAAUUUAAAACUUAUAUUGGUUCUCAUUUAAAAAACACCACAAUGAAAGAAUACAAAAGUGGAAUUUCUCUUUUUUUUAUGAUGGACAUUUUCUUUCUCAAUUAGGUGUCUUAGGUAGAUUUUAUCUGCGAAAAACUAUUUUUACAUCCGAAUUACGUAGGAUAUCACGUCAUCUUAAGGUUUAUGUUAUUAAUUCUUUAUUUUUACAAUAAUAAUUAUUUAGAAAUACGUUUUUGUUAUACUAGUUAUUUUGCUGUAUUGAAUUGUAGUCUCAGCGAAAAUAAUAUACUUUUCAUGCAUUGUACUAAAUAACAUGUAGAUGCGGAUGUUUUUUUUUUUUUUAUUCUAUAGGACGCAAUACGAGAAAAAUCGAUUACGUUUAAUUUUAUGGGCGAACAGAUAAGUUUAAUAACGUCCGUUGGGAUAUUUAUCACGAUGAAUCCCGGGUAUGCCGGCAGAACAGAAUUGCCGGAAAAUUUAAAAGCUCUAUUUAGGUUAGUACAAUAUAUCAGCUAGCAGCUAUUUAUCAUGGCCAUCAAGGAUUUUCGCACGCUUCUACCAUGCACCUCCAGCUGUCCCGAUCUUUAUCGUUUUCCAUUUUAACUGACUCGUUGACAUCCGAUAUAUCUUUUCUAACCUUAUUAUCAUCCACCUAGGAAAUUGUGUGUAUGUUACGGACAAAAGCCGAAAUCGGGUAAAUCUCAGAAAUGCCGGACAAAACGCAAAGUGUCUACGAUACUUGGGCAAAACGUCAUAUUCCGGCUUUUGCCCGGACAAACCUAGUUGUGGCCAAUCUCAUUCGAGCAAAUCUGUAACGUAAAUUUCAAUUUUUCACAUUAGAUAGGUACCGUGUUAAUGAUAUUAUAAUACUUUACUAUUAAUACUAUUAAAAUACUAGCUCUCUCCUCAGUAAAUAAAUUGGUCAUUACACGGGAAUAUCUGGUUUUUGACAUACAGUGACAACAUAAAAUAAACAUUUGGGCAAAACCGUUACUACUUUUAUUUUGAGAUUUAUAUAGUAUAUUUAUUUAUUAGAUUUAUAAAAAUAUAUUUAUGGACGUUACAGAUUUGCCCGUUUGAAGUUGGUCACAAUUAUAGGUUUGUCAGGAAAAAAGUCGAAAUAUGACGUUUUGCCCAAGUAUCGUGUGCAUUUCGCGUUUUGCCCGUGCAUUUCUGAGAUUUGCCCAAUUUCGGCUUUUGCCCAUAACAUAUAAUAUAUGAGUUAUACACCAGCUCACCAAACACAACCAGUCUGAAUAUGAUAUUUGGUUUAUUGUACUGUAACCUGUUAGCCCCGAAAAAAUAUCACGAAAAUAUUUAAAUUUAUUUUACACAAUAUGUAUUUUACCUAUUCAAAUAUUAUAGGCCAUGCGCUAUGGUAGUACCCGAUUUUGAGUUGAUCUGCGAAAUAAUGUUGGUUGCCGAAGGAUUCCAAGAGGCGAAAAUUCUCGCUAGGAAAUUUAUAACUUUAUACACGCUGUGCAAAGAGUUACUGUCCAAACAGGAUCAUUACGACUGGGGUUUAAGGGCCAUAAAGUCCGUAUUGGUUGUUGCCGGAUCUUUAAAAGUAAAAUAUAAUAACAUAUUUUGUAAUUAUCUUUCGUAAUAAUGUUAAAUAAACGACUAACGAAAUAACAUAUUCACAAUCAUAAGCGAGGCGAUCCGGGACGUGUUGAAGAAGAAGUAUUAAUGAGAGCUCUAAGAGAUUUUAACAUACCGAAAAUUAUCAGCGAUGACGUUCCUGUAUUUAUGGGACUAAUCGGAGAUUUGUUUCCUUCGUUGGACGUGCCACGUAAAAGAGAUCAAGAUUUCGAAAAAACCGUUAAACAAGCGGCCGUAGACUUGUUGUUGCAACCGGAGGAAAAUUUUAUACUUAAAGUAUAUACAUAAUAAAAUAACGAUACAAGCUGACGCGUAUAUUUAUUAAAAACAUAAUAAUAUUUAACUAAACAUUCUGAUGACGUUUUAACGAACUACAGGUCGUACAAUUGGAAGAGCUUUUAGAAGUCCGUCACUCCGUGUUCGUAGUCGGCAAUGCGGGCACCGGAAAGACCGAAGUUUGGAAAACGUUGUUUAGAACUUACCAGAACAUCAAACGAAAACCAAUUUACAACGAUUUAAACCCAAAAGCUGUGACCAACGACGAAUUAUUCGGGGUGAUUAAUCCAGCGACCCGCGAAUGGAAGGACGGUAGGCAAUACAUAUCGAUAUUCUUUAUCAUAAUUGAUUUCAUAAACAACUACUACCGUAUAAAUAAUUAUUUCUAUAAUAUUGAAAAUAUUUUAUUAGUAAAUAUACAAUAACGUAAAUUUUGUUAUUCCUUUUUCGUUAAAAAGGUUUAUUUUCCGUUAUAAUGCGAGAUCAAGCAAAUAUUACGAAUAGUUAUCCUAAGUGGAUUCUACUGGAUGGGGACAUCGAUCCGAUGUGGAUCGAAUCUCUAAACACUGUGAUGGACGAUAAUAAGGUAUGUAGUAUUACUUAUUAUAAAUCGCAUCAAAUAAUUAUUAUAAAUAGUUACAAUGUAGUUUCCGAACGUACGCGCAAUUGAGAAAAAUGGUAACCCACAGUUUUAACGAAUUAAAUAUUGUAUAUCUAUAUAGCUAAUUGUAAAUUUAUUUUUGUAAUUUAUAUAUUUUUGUAUAAAUAGAAGACAAUAUAUACUAUGCCCGUUGCAUUUUUUCCCCGCUAUAUUUGUUUACACUUUUAGCGGUUCCAUCUGGAUCAAAUGAGCUCGUAUCCGGGAAAAAGAUUUUUUGUAUAGGCGGAUUGAAGUGAUAAAAAUUUGGUUGAAUUUCAAUAUGAAUUUCAAAGAGGUCUAGAACCCACAUUUUUUUAAACAAUUUUAAUUGUUACUUAGAAUAAUGCAAAAUAUCAAGGGUGUAACAUGCCGCAUUAACAAUAUUUGUAUAUUAUUAAUGUUAAAUGUUUAUUUAAAUUUAUUUAAAUGUUUAUUAAACAGGCGGGGGAAAAUUCAGCUCUUGCGACGGAGCUCUGCCGAUGCCCUCGGGUGUUUUAUAGUUAAAAAUCAUUUUUUAAAGUGAAACUCUAAGUGUGAUUUAUAGUUUUCAAAAUAUAGACCAUUUUUUAGGUUUUAACGUUGGCCAGUAAUGAACGUAUAGCUCUAACGCCGUCGAUGAGACUUAUUUUUGAGAUAUCCAAUUUGCGAACCGCAACGCCGGCCACCGUGUCGCGAGCCGGCAUUCUCUAUUUGAAUCCACAGGAUUUAGGAUGGAAUCCGUAAGCAAAAAAAAAAAAUAUAAAUCUACAUACAUUUUUACAUGCUUAUAUUAUUAUUAUUAUAUUUGUUUUUGUUUUUUUACAUAAUAUACUAUACACAGAUACGUAACGAGUUGGAUCGAAACGAGGGAAUACGCCACAGAGAAGAGCAACCUCGUGAUAUUGUUCGAUAAAUAUAUACCGCCGUGUUUGGAAAAUAUUCGGAACAGAUUCAAGAAAAUCAUACCGAUAACGGAAAUGUCGCAUAUACAAAUGUUGUGUCAUUUACUCGAAUGCAUUUUGGUGCCGGUUAACACGCCGACGGAUUGUCCGAAAGAAUGGUACGAAUUGUAUUUUACGUUCGCGUGCAUUUGGUCGUUCGGAGCGGCCAUUUAUCAAGAACAGGUGAUAAAGAUUAUAAUAUAUACUAUAUAUUUCUUAUAACUGUUAAAAUGAUAAUUUUUUGACCUAUAGAGUAAAAAAAAAAAAAAAACCCUAUACUUGGGUAUGGUAAUUGUUUAAUAAUACGUUAUUUUCAUUCAUUCACAGGUUAUAGAUUUCAAAGUAGAAUUUUCGAAAUGGUGGGUGGCCGAAUUCAAAACGAUAAAAUAUCCGUCUCAAGGAACGGUUUUCGAUUAUUUCAUCGAUACGGAAACCAAAGAAUUUUUACCUUGGUCGCAUAUUAUUCCGAAAUUUGAAUUAGAUUCCGACAUGCCUUUACAAGUAAUUAUAAUUAACACCUACAUAAUUCGAAAACAAUAUGAAACCGUCAACAAUACCUGAUAAAAAAAAUGUGUUUUUUUUUCUUAGAACGCUUUAGUUCAUACGCCGGAAUCGAUUAGAACCAGAUACUUUGUAGACUUGCUCAUGGACCACAAACAUCCGGUUAUGUUAGUCGGAAGUGCAGGAUGUGGCAAGACGGUACUGAUAAACGAAAAGUUGACCAGUCUGUCAGAUAAUUACGCCGUGACUAACGUGCCGUUUAAUUAUUACACAACUUCGGGUAGGUAUAAAAUAAUGUUAUUCAACAUCGACCGAUCAUCGAUUUUGUUUAAUAAUGUAGAGAUGUUGCAAAAAAUUUUGGAAAAACCACUGGAGAAAAAAGCUGGCCGAAAUUACGGACCACCGGGAAACAAAACUCUCAUAUACUUUUUGGACGAUAUGAACAUGCCUGAAGUAAAUAACUAUUAUCGAAAUUAAAAAACUAAUAUCAACAAUGUAUUGCAAUAUAUCAUAAUGUAUAUGGAACAUGGAUUAUACGUAAUAUUAAUUUGUCGCAAUCGCGAUAGUCGAUUAUCAUAAUAUUAUUAUCCAACUAAUAUUAUAAAUGCGAACGUUUGUUUGGGUGGAUGUACUCGUAUGUUUAUAUCAUUAAAUUUCUCAACCAAAUUAGUGAACUUUGCAUAGAUUGGAUAGCUAUGAAAUUCUAGACCGGAUAAUAAUAUAUUAUAGGCUUCUUUUUUUCUCCUGAAUUAAAUCCCUAAAGGAGGGAGGGUGGCUGACAAAGGGUCAUUGAUAUUUUGGUGCCUAAGAAAAUCGAAUUAUUUUUUGUUGUUGUGUAGGUUAUCCCGGUAAUACGGAUGAAAUUUAAAAAAACAAAAUAAAUUGUAUUUAUUUUGGAAUGAUCAACUCCGAGCGGGACAGCUAGUAUUUAUAAUAUAGAUCUAUUUUCUUCUUCGACUUUGAUUGCCUUACGUAUAGGUACAUUCACGUUUUGAAACAGCCAAAAUAAAAUACUGCCUAAAACUAGUUCAAUUAUUUCUAUACCGACUAGAGGAAUAGACUGGUACCAGACAACAAGCCAGGGGGUUCUAUAAGACAUCCAUGAUAUUGCAGUAUAGCGUACGAUUUUAUAUACUCAUAUUAAACUACUUAAAAGUUAUAACUAAUUGUAAUAUUUUAAAUGGACAACCGUCAUGAAAAUGUAAUUCUGAUUACGUUAUUGACAGUGUUGUAUAAUGAUAAUUAAAUAAUUAUCUACAUAAAAAUGAAAGAUAAUUGAAUACAAUUUAUCGAGAUAUAGAUCAAAUAUAUAACACUAUUUAUCUAGAUUAAAAAAAAGAUAAACAAUUUUUAUUUUAAUAUUGCCAACUCUUUUUUAUCAAUAUAAAAAUAUAAUAUGUACAAUAUAAAUAUAUUCAGGGAGAAUCCCCCCCCCGGAGACAUGAUUAUUGAUUAAUAUACAGAAUGUAUAAGAACAUUUAUACAAAUAUACAGUAUACAUUAAUAACAUUUUGGAAAAUCGUUUCAUUUAUUACCCCACAUGCACUCCUGGUACCUAAAAUCAUUUUUUGGCUCUUUCUGCCGUUUGUUUUUUGCUGCUCGUAGUCAAUACAAAUUUUUAGAGUUUAUAUUUUUAUAUGAAUUAUGACUCUAAUCAAAAAACGCAGAUGACCAUUUUUUUUUAAAUUUUAAAUCUAGUUGGAUAAUAAGAAAAUCGUUUUUUGAUAUUUUGUGUAGUUUUAUUAAUAAUUUGGGCAAAAUCGGGAAAAAAGCGUAAAAAGAAGGAGAAAGUUUACAAAUAAAAUUCAAUUCAAUUAUUUCUAGAUUUUUUAAACUUUUUUUUGUGAUUUAGUAAAGUUUUUAUUUGGUAAGUACUAUGUUGAUGGAAUUGUUCAACCAAAAAGAAAUGUUUGAACAUUUAACAUGAAUUAUGAAGUGUAAUUAGUGGUCAAAAAAAAUUUUUUUAUAGGAGUUCAAAGUUUUCAAAGAGUUUUGAUAAAAAAUGUUGACGAAAAUCAUAAAUAUUUAAAAAGCCUUUGAAUAGUCUUUCAAAAUUUCAAAACAUGUGUAAUCAAACUUUGCUCCGAUUCGUUUUUCGUUAGCAAUAGUAUCGUUGCUUACUGAUUAUGCAUAAUAUUUUCUUUAAUAAUAUUAAUUUGAUAUUGUACCUAUUUUCCCGUUUUUCCUACACUUUUUCCUGGUUUUUCCCAUUUAUUAUGAAAACAGCUGGGAAAGUCAAAAAACUCCCUCCUUUAGAGUACCGCCCCAAUUCGAUUUCUUUUCAGAUAAUGUGCACUUAAAAUUGAAACAAUUUUUCUGGUAGAAAGUCGUCUACAGAAAAAAAAACAUCUUCGUAAAACUAUAAGCGUGUUCGCUCUACUCGGAAUCUAAUUUAAAAUUGUAUAACUUAAUUAUUAUAAUCAUUAUAAAACCAGGUAUUUAUUAUCUACAAAUAUGGGUUUUGAUUUCUGUUUCGGUUAUUCGAAAAUAUAUUUUAAAUUCAGUUUUGGUUCUCAAUAUUUUAAGGGUUUUUGGGUUUCAGAACAGAUUCUUUUCGAUUUCGUUUCAAUACUUGCUGAGUCCUAUACCAAAACGAUUAUAUAUAUAUUUUUUUUUUUGAACAUUGUAUUUUAGGUCGACUGUUACGGUACCGUACAGCCACACACUUUAAUACGUCAGCAUUUGGAUUACGGACAUUGGUACGACAGAACCAAGCUGUCUUUAAAAGAUAUUCACAACUGUCAGUACGUGGCGUGCAUGAAUCCGACCGCAGGAAGUUUUACGAUUAAUCCUCGAUUACAACGCCAUUUCUGCGUUAUUGCUGUGAGGUAAAUCAAAAGUAAACAUAAAAUACCCAUUUUAAACAGUUUAAAAAGAAGACAAUAUGUAAAUUUUCCCACAAAUAUUGUGUGUUGAAUAUUUUUGUACAUAUAAGUAACAAUAAAUAAUAUUAUGUACAUGAUGAAUUCAUUUUUAGAGAGCGGAGAUCUUAAAUAAUUUUUAGAUAAUACUUUAUCUGUAGAGUAUAACACAAUAAUAGUAAACCUAUUAAUCGGACUUAGUUAAAUAAAAUAUUCUAAAAAAAAAAAACAAACGGACACACUACUCGCACGAAGGUGGGCAACUGUUAUAGGGGAGAAGUUGGAAAAGAAGAAGGGAAAUUUAAUGUAUAUAUUUAUACAACGAUUAAUCAUUGCUAACGAAAAACGAUUUUGAGCGGAGUUCGGUUAUACAUGUUUUGAAACGCAAUAAUAUUUACGAUUUGAAAAUAAUACAUUUAGUGAAUUUUCUCAUUUUUCCCGGUUUUUCCAUUUAUUACAAAAACUCCUGGGUUUCCUUACCCUGGAAAAAUCAAAAAUAACCUCACAAAAAUACCAAUUCAAUCAGAUUUCCAUUCAAAAACAGUGCUCCACUUAGAAAAUCGGAGCAAAAUUUCUAUGUAGACAGAAAAGUAGUUCACGUUCACAGAUCAGAAAAAAAAAUUAAAUUAAAAAACAAAACAAAACGAAUUCGGUACCUAUAUUACAUAAUUAUAAUAUGUGAAGUAUAAAUAUUUUAUUUUAAAUUUAGUACCUAGUUAUUAAUUUAUUGAAUUAUCAUUUUCUCCCUUUAUAAACAUACAGUUUUCCUGGAUCAGAGUCGUUGACGAUGAUUUAUUCGUCAAUUUUAAAUCAACAUUUCGGGAAUGUUGAAUAUCGGAUACCGCUAGUAGCGUCCAAAUUAGCUGAUAAUGUAAUCGAAGCUACAAUAUGGUUACACAACAAAGCCAAUUCGGUUUUUCUUCCUACUGCUACUAAAUUCCAUUAUAUAUUCAACUUGAGAGAUUUAUCAAAUGUUUUUCAAGUAAUUAUUGUUUCAGAAAUGUAUUAUCUAUAAUCUUUGUACAUUACAUAAAUACAUAAUAUAAUAUGUAUUUUUAAUUUUGUAUUUGAUUAAAAAUCAAAUGUUCUAGGGUCUUCUUUUUAGUACUGGAGAAUGUCUAAGUUGCAGUGCGGACCUAAUGCGACUAUGGAUGCACGAAUGCCAACGAGUGUAUUCGGAUAAAUUAAUAGACGACAAGGAUUCAGACGCGUUUACUAAAAUUCAGACUGAUGCGUUGAAAAAAUUUUUUGAUGUAAGUGAAAAAUAUAUUAAAAAAUAAAUUUGAAAUCGAUUAGUUAAAAUAUUUUGUUAUUAAUACCAUUUCAUAUUAUAUUAUUUACGUGUUAUAAUAGUUACGGUUAGUUUAUUGUUAUAUUUUUAAUUAAAAUAUAACAGUUAACACAACCUUAGUCCAGUACUAUUUUUAAUAAUUAAAGUUGAUUCUUUUAUCAACAUUUAUUUAUUUAUUUUUAAAUGCAGGAAAUAGACGAAUGUGCAGUAUUCGAAAAGCCAAACAUUUUCUGUCAUUUCGCUCAAGGCAUCGGUGAGCCGAAAUAUUCAUCUGUUAGGAAUUGGACUAAUCUUACAAAAUUACUAGAAGAAGCUUUAAAUUUAUACAACGAUUUGGUCGCCGCUAUGAAUUUAGUUCUAUUCGAAGACGCUAUGAUGCACAUUUGCAGGUUUGUCCAUCGACUUGUAAAUAUAAUACAAUACUAUUGUUUUUUGUUAUUUAUGUAAAUUUAUUAUAUGGAAAAUUUACUUUAAAAAUAGGAUAAAUCGAAUAUUGGAAUCGCCGCGAGGCAGUUGUUUAUUGGUCGGGGUCGGAGGCAGUGGAAAACAAUGUUUGGCCCGUUUAGCAGCGUUCAUUUCCAGUUUAGAGGUAGCUCAAAUACAAUUACGCAAAGGCUAUGGACUAUUGGAUUUGAAAGUCAGUUUUUAAAUCAGACACGUUUUAAUAAUUCUCUUAACAAAGCACAAUAAUCAUUUGUCCAGAUGGAAUUAUCCGGUUUAUAUCUAAAGUCCGGAUUGAAAAACGUAGGAAUUGUAUUUUUAAUGACAGACGCUCAAGUACCGUCAGAAUCGUUUUUAGUUUUGAUUAACGAUAUGUUGUCGACCGGAGAAAUCCCCGAGUUGUUUCCCGACGAUGAAGUCGAAAACAUCAUAGCCGGAGUUCGGAACGAAGUAAGAUAAUUUUCUUCAAAGCUAAAAUACCUAGGUAUGUAUAUAUGUAUAAGUAUAAUAAUUUACGUGUUUAAAAAAAAAAAACAGCUACUUAUAGUUUAAUCAAAUUGAAUUUAAAAUGUAUAAUCAAGGACGGCCUCAGGGGUGGGGAAAAUAGUCAUUGCUCCUUGGAAUUAUCAAAUGUAUGCACUUUUAUCACGCAUGUCAUAUCAUUUUACCAUAACAAAGUAAUACAUAUUACUAGAAUAAAGCGUUUUCGAGCUUAUCAGAAAUUUAACAUGUAAUAUUAUUAUUUUUCUGUUAUUAUAUUACUACUACUACUGUAAUAGUGCUAUUAUUCUAUUAUUAUUUUUUUAGCGGGUGUAUAUGAUAUAGAUUGUAAGUAAUUUUUAUUAUGCCCCGGGUGGGAUUUUAUCCUGUGGGCACGUUUGUAUAUAAUAACAUAAUGUACAGCGUAUUCAAAUGUGGUGUUACAUUUAAAUAAUAUUAAUGUAUUAUCUAUAAUAUGAUGUAACGUUUUAAACAAAAUCAGGUCAAGGGCGCCGGACAAAUAGACUCACGUGAAAAUUGCUGGAAAUUUUUCAUCGAUCGAGUUCGACGACAACUGAAAGUCGUGCUCUGUUUCUCUCCAGUUGGUUCCGUUUUACGCGUACGCUCCAGGAAAUUUCCGGCGCUGGUCAAUUGCACUUCCAUCAACUGGUUUCACGAAUGGCCCCAACAGGCACUCAUGUCCGUUUCUAAUCAGUUUUUAUCGGAACUCGAAGUGCUCCCUGUAAUGAUUUUGACUGUAUUUCUUUUUAACCGCGGAAUAGCUAAGUCUCUUAUAAUAUUAACUCGUUGAUUUAGGAAAAUUUCAAAGAUUCCAUCGCAAAGUUCAUGGCUUACGCACACACACAAGUGAACAUCAUAUCCCGGGUUUACUUACAGAGUGACCGCCGAUAUAAUUAUACAACGCCCAAAUCUUUUUUGGAACAAAUAUCGCUGUACUCGAAGUUGCUGAGGCGAAAAUCCGCCGAGUUGGCUAGUAAAAUAGACCGUCUAGAAAACGGGUUGGAAAAACUGAAAAGUACUGCCGAUCAAGUAAGUAUACAAGUAUAAUUAAUAUACAUAAGAAAUGUAUUGAGUUUAAAUUACCCCUAACGAGUUUACGUUUCAGGUGGACAAUUUAAAAGCGAAAUUAGCAAUCCAGGAAGUAGAAUUAAAAAUUAAAAACGACGCAGCUGAUAAACUUAUUCAAAUCGUUGGUAUUGAAACUGAAAAAGUAUCUAAAGAAAAAUCAUUUGGUACGGUUUGUGUAAAAUUUCAAAAAAAAAAAUGUAUGUAUAUAUAUACGUAAAAAUUUCAAUACAGCCGACGAAGAAGAAAAGAAGGUCGGUUCAAUAGCAGAAGAGGUGAAAAAAAAGCAACGUGACUGUGAAGAAGACCUUGUAAAAGCCGAACCAGCUCUUCUUGCUGCGCAGGUUUUUAUAUUAUGAAAUAUUUUAUUUUAACAAGAUAAUUCUUAUGAACUAACUUGAAUAUUAACAGAACUUAUAAUAACUCACAUUAUACGACUAUAUAAAAGUUUUUUUUUCUUUUAAUUUAAAGUAUUUUUGUUAUUUAGCAUUGUUUCAUUUUCUGGUAAAAUUAAUUAACUUACCGUAAAUUAAAAGUUCAUAAUAUAUUUUUAGUUGUUUUUUUUUAUUUAGGAAGCUUUAAAUACACUGAACAAAUCAAACUUAACGGAAUUGAAAUCGUUUGGAUCGCCUCCUGGUGUAGUAACAAAUGUAACGGCUGGGGUAAUGGUUUUAUUGGCACAAAACGGUAAAAUACCCAAGGACCGUAGCUGGAAGGCCGCCAAAGUAAACAUCUAUUUAUUAAAUUAAAAUAGUUAUAAUUUAAACUUUUUAUUAUUAUUACACAUAAAACACGCGGAAGAUACCACCAACCGCUAUGACCCUUGGGGGGGUCUAUUUUUUAAUUAACCGCGAUGUUAUACUUAGAAAACUCACCUAAAUUCUGUUUAGAUCAUGAUGGCAAAAGUUGACGGUUUUCUCGAUUUACUCAUUACCUACGAUAAAGAGAAUAUUCAUCCCGAGGUGACAAAAGCCAUAAAACCGUAUUUAAAAGAUCCCGAGUUCGAACCGGAAUUCGUGAAAUCAAAAUCAGCCGCUGCCGCUGGUGAAGAUUUUUGUUUUAUUAUUUUUAAAAAUUAUUAUUUAAGUAUAUUCUCAUUAUUUUUUAAAUUUAGGUCUCUGUGCCUGGGUAAUUAACAUAAUAAAAUUUUAUGAGGUAUACUGUGACGUUGAACCAAAACGAUUGGCUUUGGCUCAGGCCAAUACAGAGCUAGCUCAAGCUCAAGAAAAGUUAGCUAUAAUCAAGAAAAAAGUGUCUGUAAAUAUACAAAUUAUUUGUUAUUUUAAAAUGAAUUAAAGUUUUUAUAAAAAAAAAAAAAAAAUAAUAGUUUAUAAGUAUGAUUUGUUUAGUCUUUAGAAGAACAACUUUCGAAAUUGACGGCGGACUUCGAGCAAGCUACAUCUGAAAAACUUCACUGCCAACAAGAAGCGGACGCUACAAACAAAACUAUAGAAUUAGCAAACAGACUGAUCGGCGGAUUGGGGUCGGAAAAUGUCCGAUGGGCCGAAGCUGUAGCUUGGUAUAUAUUUUACCAAUUUUUUUUUGUAAACCAAUUGAUAAUAUUUUUUAUUUAUAUUUGGUUUUAAUUACGUACAAAACUGGUAUUGUAAAGUUUUAUGCAACAAAGUACCACAUUGCCGGGAGACGUUUUAUUGAUCACAGCGUUCAUAUCGUACGUCGGAUGUUUCACGAAACAUUAUAGACAAGAACUUUUACACAAAAUAUGGACACCAUACGUAAAAACCUUAGAUGUAUGUAUAUACAAUAUGUACAUUUUAUAUAAUAUUAUUAAAACUAUAAUGGUGCAACCAAGAGGGUUUUUUUAUUUUAUGUGUUUGGACAUUCCCUUAAACUGUAUUUAUGGAUAAUGCGUUCAAAGACCAUUGAUUAAAUAAUGUUUUAUUUAUUCGGAAUUGGGUGGGUUUUAUUAAUUAGGUCGAUACCCCCCUCGAAAAAAUUCUAAAUACUCCACUGAUUCAAACGCGUUGCUAAUACGAAUUCAGUGCUUGAUUAAAUCAAAACUGCACAGUUCCAUCUAGCAUGUUAAUAAAUUAAAAAUAACCUAUUUGUGUUCGUAUCCCCACGUAUUAACCGGUUUUUCUCAUUUAUUAUGAAACAUCCUGAGAAAAUCGGAAAAUGACUAGCUCCGUUCAGAAUCCAAAAUAUACAUAUAUCAAGUUACUAUAAUAUACUUCUGGCACUUUUACAAUCACUACAAUAAUAUUGUAUAUAUUUGCUAAGAGAUUUAUUUACAAAUACUAUCAGUAGAUGUAUAACUUAAGUUUUAGUCAAACUAAUAAUAUAAUUAUUAAUAAUAUUUAAAGCUAGGCAAGUUAAUCAACAGUUUAUUUUUAACUAGUUUAAGUUAAGUAAUCCUAAAAAAAAAAAAUAAUAAUUAGGUUAAAAUUAACUUUAAUUUAUCUUAAUUGGUUUUUUUUAAAAAUAUCAUUAUAGAUUAAUUUGAUUAGAUUAUUAAGUUAAGUACAAAUUGUCAGGAAAAUAAUAAUUAAGUUACUUUUUUUUUUUUAAUUACCUUUAAAUGUAUUUUUACUCAUCAAAAUUUGAAAGGAAAAUUGCUAGGUAGUUAUUUUUGUUGCGAUAUAAAAACACUGAUAUUGACAAUUUAGUAGGUAUCUAUAUAAUAUGUAUACUUUUAUAAACUAAUAUAAUCCGUAGACCGCACGCCCGUCUUGUUAUGUGAUAAUGAUAUUUACGUAAAAAUACAUAAUUUUCAUUAAUAAAUAAACGCAGAAAACUUUAGGUCAAUAAUUUUUUACAAAUAACUAAGUUAAAUUAAAAUUAUUUAUAAAAUAAAACAAGUAAAUUACCAACUAAGUUAUUUUCUAACAUUCUAAUUGUUUUAGCUGGUGAAGUUAAAAGUUAUUAAGAUAACCUUAUUCUUACUUAACUUUUAACUUUUUAACUAGCCACUUCCCCGCUUUGUAUUAAUAUUAAGUUAAUGUAUCAUAUUAUUAUUUAUAAAGUUUCGAAUGAACAACGCAAUAAUGAAACAUUUAAAAUGUGUGUUUAACUUGCACAGCCUGCCGUACCGAUUACGGAAGGAUUGGAUCCUUUGACUUUAUUGACCGACGACACGCAAGUUGCGAUUUGGAAUAAUGAAGGUUUACCGAGUGACCGUAUGUCAACAGAAAACGCCACCAUUUUAUCGAAUUCCGAUCGUUGGCCUUUAAUGAUCGAUCCACAAGUAAAUAAAACUAUAAAAAUAAAUAAAAAUUAUAAUAUUAUGCUGAAUUAUUUGGGUAUAAAAAUAACAUAUAGAUUAAAAGCUAUUAUAACGCAAUGAUAGAUAAUCACGGCAUAUGAUUUGAUUCGGAAAGCCAGGCUAAUUAAUGGUUUUGUUUUUGUUCGGUAUUAUAAUAUUAUAUAGUUACAAGGUGUUAAAUGGAUCAAACAAAAGUACGGGGAACAUUUGAUUGUACUGCGACUUGGGCAAAAGGGAUCGAUGGAAGAAUUAGAAAAAAGUAUAACGACGGGGAAAAUCGUAUUACUCGAGAAUAUCGAAGAGAAUUUAGACCCCGUCUUGGACCCGUUAUUGGGCCGUAAUCUAAUAAAAAAAGGAAAGUGAGUGCGAAUAUUCUAGCUAGUUUUCAUGUAAUACGCACAGCAUAUCAAACUGUGAGACUUUUAAACUAUUUUGUUCUUCUGCGUGUUGCGUUACAUUUGUCGUCUGAUAUAGAGCGAUCAAAAUGGGAGAUAAAGAGGUAGAAUAUAACCAAGAGUUUCGUUUGUUGCUCCACACAAAAUUAGCUAAUCCGCAUUAUAAACCAGAAAUGCAAGCUCAAACGACUUUGAUAAAUUUUACAGUCACGAGAGACGGUUUAGAAGAUCAACUUCUUGCCGAAGUUGUAAAAGCCGAAAGACCCGACUUGGAACAACUCAAGGUGAAUAUGUAUUAUAAUUCAUAUAACAUUACGUGGCUUUAAAAUUAAGCAAUCUUAAUCUAAUAAUUAAUUAUUUAUGUAUCGCUAUCAGGCUGAAUUAACGAAACAACAAAAUGAUUUUAAAAUCAUGCUGAAAAAAUUGGAAGACGAUUUACUCUCAAGAUUAUCUUCAGCCGGAGGUAGGUCUGUAAUAUUAGGUACCGUCUACAUAUAUUUAAACAUUCGCAUUAAAAGUUCAUUUAACUCUAUACCGGCCUGUUUUAUGUUCAAAAUUCAGUUUUUUACUCUGUGAAUAACUUAUUUUCUACCAGAAAUUUUACUUCGAUGUAUUAAGUAUAGCACCUUUUCUGAAAGGAAAUUUGAUCUUCUUAAUAGGUACUUUAAAUAAGUAAUUUUUUGACUUUUCAAACGGUUUUCAUAAUAAUUGAGAAAAAACCUGGAAAAAUAUAAAAAAAAAAACGAAAAAAUUUACAAGAUUUAUUAAUUUUCAAUUUUAGAUAUUUUUUGUUAUAAUUCAAUUUAAAAUAUUCGUGGGGACAUAAAAUUCGGACAGAACUUAUAUUUCACCUCUUCUAGACAUGAUAAAAUUUUCAAAGAAUUUUAGUCAUUUUUGAGUUAUUUAUAGACAGUUUAAUUUUGCGAGUAUUGUACGUAAUUUUUAUUUGGUAGAUACUCUGUGAUAAAAUUGUUAGACUAAACAGAAAUGUUUGAAAAUUUGACAAGAGGUUCAUUAUAAGUCGUACUCAAUGAUCAAAAACAAAAAAAAUUGAGUGUAAUGUAAUAUUUUUUUUUUUUUUAUAAGUUUUUUAAGACCAAAUUUUGACGAAAAUCGUAAAUAAUACGAUCUUAAAAAACAUAUUGUAAAACCGAACUCCUCUGAAUCGUUUUUUAUAUUUACAAUGGUUUUUUAUCGGUUACGGGGUAUAAAUUUAUGAAUCCUGCCUUUCUAAUACUCACCCACCGCAGUAGCUCCACUCUUCUUUAGUAUCAACUCUUUAUUUAUUAGAUUGAUAUCCUAUAUCUGAUAAAAAGUAUAUCUUGAUGGUUUAGAUAUACAAUUUUGGCAUGUUAAAAUUAUCCUUUUAAUGUUUUCAAUGUUGAUUAUAUUUUAGUUUAUUUAUAAUGUAGUUUUUUUUUUUUUAAUUUUAAGACAACAUUUUGAGUGAUACGGCGUUAGUGGAAAAUUUGGAGACCACAAAACGAACAGCUGCCGAGAUACAACAAAAAGUCGCCGAGGCGAAAAUCACCUCAGAAAAAAUCGACGAAGCCCGAGAACAUUACAGGCCAGCAGCUGCGAGGGCUAGUUUAUUAUAUUUUAUACUGAACGAACUAAACACGAUUAAUCCAGUUUACCAAUUUUCGUUAAAGGCAAAGAUAAAUUAUUAUUUAGCUUUUAAAAAAAUUUAAAAAAAGUUAACACUUUUUUUUACAAAUCAUCGUAAUUAUAGGCUUUUAGCGUAGUGUUUAAUAAUGCGAUUGAAAAAUCUGUACCAGCCGACGAAGUUACAUUGAGAGUGAACAACUUGAUCGACUGUAUUACAUACUUCGUCUUUGUGUACACUUCUAGAGGUCUUUUCGAGUGUGACAAGCUCAUUUUCGCAUCACAAAUGACAUUCCAAGUAAGUGCAAGUUGAUCCGAAUUGAUGGCAUUCAAUGAAAUUAUAAAUCUUACUUUACGUAUAUUCUUUGUAUUUCACCCAAUUAUUUUAAUUUUAAAAUGAGUUACCAAUUUCGAAACCUUAGUUUCACAUUUUGAAAUCAUUUAUGACUAUUAGGUUAAUUUAUUGGUUAUUACUAUUUAUGUACUCAUAAUUUAUAGUUCUAAAAGAAUCACCGCAUAUUAAUAAUAAUAAAAAAAAAAAAACACUUAAAAGACAAAAUUUAAUAUAAUAUUUUUAGCAGUUCAAGUAAUGUGCAUUAUCGUGUGUAUCAAUUGAAAUCAAUGGGUUUAGUUAAUAUUUUGAGUUCAUCGAAAAAUAAAGUUAAUAAAAUUCAGAUUCGAUGCCGUAGUAUGAUAUACGCGGUCAAAACGCUGUAAGAAUUAAUGAUGGAUUCAGUAAUUGUUUUAAACAUUUCUUUGGUAUAUUCAAAAUGCAGGUAUUGUAAAUAAAAAAAUUAAUUGAACUACCUUUUGUUAACGAAAGUACUCAUUCAUGAAAAAUCGUAGAUUACAAUAUUUAUAUACAUUGUUAUUACCUACACUUUAAAUCAGCUAUUAUAAAAACAUAAAAUACAAUUUUUAUUGAGUCUCAUAAGUUACAGAAUAUAAAAUUAGUAUAUAUCGUAAUAUUUUAAGUAUAAACGAAACAUGGUGUGAAUGAUGCAUCUGGUAAACAAUGUGAUACCAAAAAAUUUAAAUUCUGUAUAAGUGAUAUUGACUAAAAUGUUUUUAAUAAUAUUUAAUUAGAUACAUAUAUGUAUAUUAAGAUUAUAGUAAAAAAAAAAAAAGUAUUUUAGUACUUUUCACAACACCGUAUUUUUACCUCUAUUUAAAUACAAUAUGGUUAAAAGUAUCUUUUCAUAAGACCGGUGACGUAAUAAUAUAAUUUUUGAUUUGCCAGCGGUGCACUGGAUAUUCGCAACACCAAAAUGCGUAAAAUAAUCAUUACACAUGCGUUUAAAAAAAUAUACUUUUAUUUUAAUUUGAAAAAAUGUUUCAUUAUUUUUCAUAAUUAUAUGAUGAGUCAUUUAAUCUAAGAAAAAUUAAAUUGUAUUAAUUUGAAAAUAUUUGUAUUAGAUAUUAUUAAUGAGUGAAGAAAUAGCAGCACAAGAAUUGGAUUUUUUCUUAAGAUUUCCCACAGCACAGCAUAUCAGUAGCCCAGUAGAAUUUUUGUCCAAUUCUAGUUGGUCUGGUGUUCGAAGUUUGUCGACUAAAGACGAGUUUAGGUAUUUUUGAAAAUAUCUACUUAUCUACCUAUACAUUUUUCACAUUAAAAUUAAAUUUGAAAACAUUUUUGUUUUUAUUUUAGGAAUUUAGAUCGUGAUAUUGAAACUUCGUCAAAAAGAUGGAAAAAAUUCGUGGAAUCGGAUUGUCCCGAACGUGAAAAGUUCCCCCAAGAAUGGAAAAAUAAAGUUUCGUUACACCGGUUGAUGAUGAUGAGAGCUCUAAGACCAGAUCGCAUGACUUAUGCUAUGUCGUAAGUAAAACCAAAAAUAUCAUAUGAUUGUUAUAUAAUACAAAACAAAAUUCGAACACAAAUAACAUAACAAGUAUAGAUAUCUAUUGUACCGUUAUAAAACAAUAUAUAGGUACGCUUAACAAUGAAUAUCGAUACCAGUAAAUUAAUUGAUUUAAUAAUUUUUUCUUGGUAAAGUACUUAUGCAGGUAUAUAUUAUUAUUUUUAAAGGGUAUUCAUCGAAGAAAAACUCGGUCCGAAAUAUGUGGAAGGUAGAAGCGUUGAUUUUGCUAAGUCAUUCGAAGAGACUAGCCCAACAACUCCAAUAUUCUUUAUUCUUUCUCCGGGAGUGAACCCAUUAAAAGUAAUAAUAUUCUCUGUGGAAAAUUAUUUAUUAAACUAACGAACUAUCCCUUAUUUAUCGCAUGUAAUAUUAAUAUACAUAUUAAAUAUUUUUUUUUGUUUUACGUAUGAAAUGACAAUUUUAUUUUAAAUUUAGAUGCGGUAUAUUAUGCUAACUAUUUAUAAUUGAGAACUUUAAUGGACUAAUUAAUAUUCCAAAACAGUUCUACAACUCAGUAUAAAUUUAUAGUUACAUAUUUAUUUAUUCAUUAUGCCAAGUUAUCAAAAUUUCUUCAAUUUUGAAAAAUUUAAAAAUUAUUUUUAACAUUUCGAUUAUCAACUUAAAGAUAAGAUUUUCUAAACCUAUUUAGGGGGAAGGGGUGAGACCGUUUUCACUGAUAAAAUAUUAGUCUAAUACAUAUAGUGUACAACACAGAUAUAAAUUAAAUUACCCUAUACAGCCAAUACAAUACAACCUAUACCUACCUUCCCAUUUUUUCGCUAACAACAGUAGCACACUCAUUGUGCGAUGUGUAUAUUCAAUUUUUUAUUAUAUUUACUUUAUUGUUAUAACAUUAAAAUAAUUGCGAAAUUGUAAAAUACAUUUUAAUUUGAAUUUUACUCGUAUACAGCUCGUAUAUAUUAUUAAUUCGCUUACUUGUCCGUGGGUAGCUGCGAACGCAUUUGAACUUGAAUCCACCAAAACCGAGUGUGAAUGAAUUCCGAACGCAUAUUCGGUAGACAAUUUGCGUUCGUUAGCCUUUGCAUUUUUUCUUAAAAUUGUUCAAUUUUAUUUAUUAAGUAAUACAUUUUUCUCACCCUGCUUAUAGUAUACUGAAGGAGGAUCGGUAGAAUCUCAAAUAAUCGGUUUUUAUUUGUAUUAUAAAUCGUAUAACACGCAAACAUUAUUCAUCCGUCCACUCCGUACUUACGAAUCAAAAUUUCGUAAAAAGCAUUACGAACGCAAAUGCCGAAUGCCGUUUAAACUAAAAGGUAUCUUCAAUCGUUCACGAAUUUACCGCACUCGGAGUGAACGUAUAGGAACACGAACGAUGCAUAGUAAUAGUAUAAUAUUAUACGGACAUGGGAUCCUGGUACUCUCGGAUGAAUUUAAACCGUCAUACUAAUCUUGGUUUAAGGAUUUAAACCGGGAAUAUUUUAUCUCCCCCUCUCCUGUCCCACUCAUCAUCUCGUAUUAACGUAUAUAUAGAUUGCCUAUAAUACGGUAGGUAAUAAUAUUCGAGUUUGAUAUAUACUAUUAGUUAAAUAUAAAAAUAUAAUAUUACUAAGAUGUAUUUUUCUCUCCCUGAAAUACUUUUGAGAUUGGUAAAAAUAUUCCAAUAUUAUUUACGUCGUCCCUGUAUUAAAAGAUACGGAUUACCCACUCGAUGAUACUUAAUUUGAAAUAUUUCUCGAAAUCCCUAACACUUUUUUAAACAAAUUGAUUUUUUUUUUUUUUUAACGCUUUGUUGACAAGUAAAAUGUUGCGAUUUUUUAGGCAGUGCCUAAAGGAAUGUAGAAUAUUCACCUAUAGUAAUAUCGUUUUUUUAAAACUAUUAAAAGUUCACCUCCUAAAUUCUUUUAUUGGUAAAAAUCAUACGGUUAUUUAAAAUGCUCUCACAAGUUCGUAAAUCAUACAAGUUUUUUAUAUCGUAUCUUAAUAGGAACGGAAUUUGCAAUCUGAAAAAAAUGUGUAGACUUUCAAUAGCUUUUGUACAAAUAAAAAAAAACUGACAACAAAUGAUAAUACUUCGAUUUUUUUUCGUUGAUUUUUCGGGUUACCUAUAUACUGUUGGGCUAUAAAAUAAAACAAAUACGAUUUCGCUUAGAAUCUGUAUUUUAGUUUCAACGAUUUAUCGUUAAUUUCAUUAAACGUGUAUAAAAUGAAUAUUACUUCAUAUCCUAUAUACAUUCUCAAUUGUUUAAAUUUUAACACUUAAUCAUAAUUCAUAAUAAUAAUAUUAUGUCAAUUAUAUUAAUAAUACAAAAAUAAUUAUAUUAUUAUUAUUUUUUUUUUUAUGAAGGUAUUUUAUUUGAAGUGUUAUUCGAUUAAUAAAGUGCACCGUAAUCAAAAGAUGGUCGAAUACGAUUAUUGAAUUUAAUUAAAAGUAAAAGGCUGGACAUACCACGCACCGUGGGUAAGCCACUGUUGUAUGGGUGGGUAAUUUGGAAGGUAGGUAAUUUAGUUUACACAAUAAAUCACUGUAAACGAAAAACGAUGCGGAGUGUAGUAUUAGUUUUCCCUUGUUUCCUAGGUAACCCAGAAAUUUACAAAAACAAAAGUAGGAUCUGAACUGUUGAUAAAUGACGAUAAAUUAUUUCGUGAGUGCGUGCCUUAAUCGAAACAUAUUUAAUAAAAGUGUUUUACGAGAAAAGAAAAAAUAAACACACCAUUGUGAAACUUCUUCGUUACACUCAGAAUCUAAAAGAUUUGCGAUAAAUUUGUCGUUUUAUUUUAUAUGCGACUGAAAGAUUAUUUAUUAUUUUCGGCGAGAUAGAUUUCAUACUCUUAUAGUGGUUUGUCGAAACCUGCUGACUAGUCGUUAUCGGCUAUUAGGUACUUGGGCCGUCAACAAAAAGUAUUUUGUCCAAAAAUGUUGUACAAUAGUUUUGUAACGUAACAUUUAUGAACGGAGUGAGGAACGCAUUGUUUUUAAUUUUAAGAUAAGAUAUAAAUUAUAUAACUAUACCUACAUACCUACUAUAUACCUAUACUACUUUGGUAUAUAUUAGAUUCUGAGUGUAGCGAAGAAUAGUGUAUUGGUUUUACAAAGAUGUUUGUUUUUUUUUUUAUAUAAACACUUUUUCUACCAGAAAGCUAUUACUCUAAUAUACAGUGUGUCUCACCGUGUUCGACGGAUUUUUCUAGCGCUGUUGGUAUUUAAUUUUUUUUUUCUUCAAUCCAUCUGUCUUCGAGGGGGACAUCGAUUUGGAGAAAAAUUACAUUUUUAUUUUCAUCCCCUAAACACAAAAAAAAAAAUAACUUUCUUUAUUCACUUAGAAAAUUUUCAAAACAACCAUUUUGUAAAAAAAAUUAUUCAAAAAAAUGUUAAUAUAUAACACAUUCAUAUCCAAUGAUUGAUUUCUUAGUAAUAGCCGUUUUUAUUUCUAGAAAAUAGACGUAAAAACAAUUAAUAUUCAAUAAAAUAACACAUUAUGCGAUAGAGCGAUAAAGAAUCACAAUCAAAUCAGGUAAUUCUUUACCUUCUAUGGAAUAUUAACUGUUUUCACGCCUAUUUUCUAAAAAUUAAAACUGAUAUAAUUAAGAAACUUUAAAGAGGUCAUUUUUCGAUUUUCCCUCGGAGUUUUCUCAACAGAUGUGAAAAAACAAAAAAAAGGGGAGGAAAAACUUAGGUAAAACGGGAAAAUCGGUACACUAUUAAACAUAUUGUUAAAGAAAUUAAAUAAUGCUUAUUUAAUCAUUUUAUCAUAAUAUGACAUAUAUUAUAUUGCAAGACUUCGCUCAGAAUUAUUUUUAGUAAGCAAUGAUUUAUCAUUGCUUACAGAUACAAAUUAAUUUUCCUUCUAUAUCUUAACUUCACAACUUCUCACCAACAACAGUGGCUGCACCCAUCGUGCGAAAUAUAUCCGUCUUUAUGGGUUAAUAAUAUUCUAUUAUUCCCGACAAAAUUGUUAGACCAAACAAAAAUUACUUGAAAAUUAAACAGAAGAUUUAUUAUAAGUCAUAAUAGUGGUAAAAAAAAAUUAGUGUAAGUAAUGUAGAAUUUUUUUUAUAAGAACUUAACUAUCAAAUUUUGACGAAAAUAGUAAAUAUUAUAGCCUUUCAAAACAUGUAUAACCGAAUUCCGCUCAGAAUCGUUUUUCAUUCGCAAAGAUAAGAAUAAUAGUUGCGUACAGAUAUAUAUAUAUAUAUAUAUAUAUAUUAAAUUCCCCUCUAUAUCCUACCUUUCUAACUUCUCACAUACAACAGUGGCCAACCCCGUGCGAAAUAUGGUUGUCUUUUUUUUUAACUACAACUUCUGUGUUAAUUUUAAACGAUUACAUUGUUUUUUUAUGAAUCAUCCCUAAAGUUAAACUGCAGUAAAAUAGUAUUAUUAGCACAAUACAGUUAUUAUUACUAUCGUUAUCAGGACGUUGAAGAUUUGGGACACAAGCUUGGAAUUUCAACUGCAUUAAAUAACUUUCAUAAUGUGUCGCUGGGACAAGGCCAAGAAGUUGUCGCCGAGAGCGCGAUGGAAAUUUCGGCACAAAAUGGUCAUUGGGUCGUUCUUCAAGUAAAUAAAACACCUUUUUUGGCGCACAUUAGUUUUUCAAUGUUGUUGCAGCAGUCACGCGUCAUUUAAAUAAUAUUAAAUUAUUCAUAAAAAUAUACUUCUCUGAUCUCAGGGAAGAAGGGCUUAAGUCAAUUUUAUAUAGUUUUCAAUACAAAGGAAUUAAAUAUUUAAAAUGUUAUUGUAUUUAGCCAUCAGACCAUUUAGGCCCUAUCUAAAUGGCGUUCUAAAUGGCGUUCUAAAUGGCUCAAGUUAUAUAUCGUUACAUAAUUCAUACCUUUUUUGCCAAGCAAAAAUUGCAUCACAGUCAUUUAAUAUAUAUAUAAAAUUUCGGUACCUAUAACAAGUGUUAGAAUAUACAUACAUUUAUGCCAAUUAGUUAGCGAGAAAAACUACAUAAGAUGAAAUUAUAUUAUAAUAUACCAAAAAAAAAAAAAAAAUGAUUCAAAUUGACUUAUAAGCCCUUCGUCUUCCUUGGAACAAAGUUUAUACUUUUUGUAUAUAGAACAUUGUGAAUAUGUAUAGUAUUAGACGAAUUUUAAUUUUAAACGAUUAUUUGUUCAUACCUAAUAUUGUUUUGCAGAACAUACAUUUAGUAAAGAAAUGGUUACCGACGCUCGAGAAAAAAAUGGAACUUCUCGGCGAAACCGCCCAUCCAAAUUACAGGCUAUUCUUAAGUGCUGAACCCGCAGCCACGCCGUCGGCGCAUAUCAUUCCACAAGUAUCAUAAUUUGAACAUUUUUAGUUUUUUUACUAUAUACUUAAUUUCAGUCUCUUAAUCGAAACGUUCAGAAUUAAAAAUCGCCAACGGUUAAAUAUCACUGUCAAGAUAUUUUUCACGGAUGAGUCUUUAUUCGCCUAUACCUAAUCCGUAUCUUAUUUCGACUUGACUAAACCUGUAUAUACCUAGUUACUAUUAUUACAAAACUAUGUUCUAUAUGAUAUUUUCCGAUCUCAGAUCGCAAUCUUAAUCGAAGGGUUUUAAUUUUAUUUUUUGGUAAUAUUGUCUAUUUCAAUUUUUUGAUCGAGAUGAAACCGGACACAAGAACAUUGAAAAAAAAAAUAAAUAAUAAUUUCUACAUUUAAUAUUUAUUUAGGGUAUUUUGGAAUCGUGCAUUAAAAUUACCAACGAACCGCCGACCGGCAUGCAAGCCAAUUUACAUAAAGCGCUGGAAAAUUUCAACCAAGAGACGUUGGAAAUGUCGUCGAAAGAAGCCGAGUUCAAAGCGAUUUUGUUUUCGCUUUGUUAUUUCCACGCCGUAGUAGCCGAACGUAGAAAAUUCGGAGCUCAAGGAUGGAACAAGAUUUAUCCUUUUAACGUUGGUGAGUAUGUUAUUGGUUAUGUGUACAAACGAACAAAUUAACGGUAAAAGUAAAACGAAAUACUAUUUUCGUAUAUACGUAUAUACGAUUAUUAUGGUAUAUUCGUAGGUAAGUAAAUUAUAUUUUACUAUCGUUUCAGGCGAUUUAAACAUCAGCGUGAGCGUGCUGUUCAACUACUUAGAGGCGAAUAAUAAAGUGCCAUGGGAAGAUCUACGAUACUUGUUUGGCGAAAUAAUGUACGGUGGACACAUAACAGACGACUGGGAUAGAAAAUUAUGCAUUUCCUAUUUAGAGGAAUUAAUGCAGUCGGAUUUGGUAAAAAAAAAAAAAAAAACUAACUACUACAGAUGAUAUUUUUUUUUAAAUUUUUUAUUUAAUAAUAAUACUUCAAUUACAAAGAUUAUUAUAGUCUAUAGUAACAUUUACAAAGUAAAAUUCAGUACUUGAAAAUAUUAUAUGGUAUAAUUUACAACUUAGUUAUAACACUCAUGCGAUUUGUAGAUUUUGUUUUUUUUGUUUUUCCCAUAACAAGAUUUUUUUCAUUAUCUAUCCGUUUAUAUUAUAGGUAGACGGAGAUCUUCAUCUAGCUCCUGGGUUCGCCGCACCUCCAAAUAUGGACUAUCAAGGGUAUCAUACGUACAUAGACGAAGCUUUGCCGGCCGAGAAUCCAGUGCUUUACGGGUUGCAUCCAAACGCCGAAAUCGGGUUUAUGAGCACAACAUCCGAAAAUUUAUUUCGCACCGUUUUCGAAAUGCAACCCCGAGAAGCCGGCGCUAUUGGUGGUACGAACGUCACCAGAGAAGAUAAAGUACGUUUAAUGUACCGACCGGUUACUUAUUAAGAGGACGUUAUACCCGCAUGUUCUGUCUCAGUCCAACUAACGGGCUGCAAUAUAGCAAAAUCUACCUCACACAGACUGCGUGAUACUCGCUUAAUUUUGGUUUUAGAGUGAAAGCGCCUAUAAAAAUAUUAAGAGAGAGCAAUAUUUCAAAGGGAAGAUGAUACGUUAUUUUUUUAAAUGCUACAGCCAUUUAAAAACGACGAAUUAGUUUUUAUUUCUAAACGAUUUGUUGAACGUUAUAUUCAGAAUAAUUCAAUAAAUUUAAUAUGAAAUUCGGUUAAAUUAUGCAAUUUCAACAAAAAAUUACUAAAUAAAUACUCAUAGUUGUUUUAUUUUUAAGCCAAUAGGGAAAGAUAACUCUUAACCCAACCCAUCUUGCGUUCGCCACUGGCAAUAUUCUACUCUCUAUAGCUACCCGAAUUCGUCUCUAUAAUUUCUUGUUGGAUUUCAACAUAUUAUCGAGUUUUACUUGAUCUUUAAUGCAAAAUGUAAUUAUUACAAGCAAUACAAAUUAGAUUAGGUAAAUUAUAUAAAUCCUGUUUACAUUUUUAGAUAAAUUGUAUAAUUUUGGAUGCUAUUAUUGUCACUUUUACUUAUUUUUCUAAAUAAUAAUAACAUUAUUAACAAUAAUUUCUAAAAAAGUGUUCAUUCGUCAAUUAGGUUAAACAGAUUGUCGACGAAACGUUAGAAAAGUUACCCGAAGAAUUCAACAUAAUGGAAAUGAUGGGCAAAGUAGAAGAGAGAACACCGUACGUAAUCGUAGCCUUUCAAGAGUGCCAGCGGAUGAAUUUCCUUACUAGUGAAAUGAAACGGUCCUUAAAAGAACUCGAACUCGGACUCAAGGUUAUAACGAAAUAAUAAUAUUGCAAAACAUAGUAUAACAAUAAAAUAUAAUUAACUGGUGAGAAAAAUUAAUAUUUAGGGCGAGUUAACCAUCACGUCGGAUAUGGAAGACUUGGAAAAUGCAUUAUUUUUAGAUCAGAUUCCGUCGGUAUGGAUGAAUCGAGCAUACCCGUCUCUCCUCGGACUGGGAGCUUGGUUCUCCGACCUGUUACUCCGGAUUAGAGAGUUGGAAACAUGGACCACGGAUUUUGUUGUGAGUAUGAAUAUAUAUGUAUGUAUAUAUAAGUAUUUAGUAAAUAUUCGCAGAUAAAACGUGGUAAAAAAAAAAAAAAAAAACUGCCCCAUUAAUACAUAACUACAAAAGUAAUUCAUACCUAAUUAGCGAUCGUGUGGAUUUUGUCUCGUCAAUUAUUAUUAGGUGCCGUCGUCGGUGUGGCUCUCGGGUUUCUUCAAUCCUCAAUCGUUUCUGACGGCGAUUAUGCAAAGUACCGCGAGAAAACACGAAUUGCCUCUGGACAAAAUGUGUCUACAGUGCGACGUGACGAAAAAACACAAAGAAGAAUUCAGGUCUUAAUUUUCAUCACAUGUGGUCAGGGUUGCAAAAAAUACUUUUUUUUUUUUGAUGUUGUAAAUAUCAUAAAAUAAUAGUUAAUCACAAACAAAAUAAAAAUUUAAAAAAACUUCUUUAUCCAAAAGUAUAAUAAUAACUACUUAUUUUUAUUUUAAUUUUAAGAAUGAAUGGAAAACAUAUUAUAAAUAGUUUUUUAUUCUUCAGAACAUUUUACACAUUUCAAACAUGUAUGUAUAAACCUUUUCAAACAUAUAAUUACUUGUAUAAAACACUUCGCAACCCUGUACAUACAGGUGUAUUAGUAUUUAUUGGACGAUUAAAACGGGUUUUUUUUUCGAUUAAAUUUUAGCGGGGCAGCCAGAGACGGUGCUUACAUUCACGGGCUUUUCAUGGAAGGCGCUAGAUGGGAUGCGGUGCAAGGGGUUAUAAUGGAAUCUAAGCUCAAAGAGCUAUUCCCGCAAAUGCCCGUUAUCAACGUCCGAGUAAGUUGUGUUUAUACUAAGAAGUAGUAUAUUAUUAUAGAAGUAGGUAAUAUUUUAUUUCUUUAUCAAUACCAGAGCCUGGUUAAUAAGAGGAGCCAAGUGUACGAAACGGAUGGGGGGGGGCUAGUUCAUACACCUAAAUAAUUAUAGAUUAACUAUAGGUAAAUAAUUACUCUGUGUAAACAACUUUUUCCCUUUCACUUUUUAUGUAUAAUUAAUUGAAUGGUGGUAAUAUGUACUUACUCCACUUAAUUAUCUAAGGUUUUUUUUUAUAACUUAGUUUUUUUAACUUCACAAUAGUAAAAAUCCCCCUAACGAUAUAUAAAAUUAUUUAUCUAAUUGAAAAACAUAUUUUUUGACAAUAUGUAUAACCUAAUAUAUUAAUUUUAUGGAAAAAAAUCUAUUUCAAUCAAACAGAAAUUAUAUUUAUAAAAUAUAAAAUAUGCCCGUAAAAAUAAUUCCUAUUUUUUAAUAUAUUGUUUUAGGCGUUUAAUGAGUUCAAAAAAAAUUUAAAAUUUCCUUAACCCAACUGUUAUUGUAAUUUGUGUUACUGAAGAAAUUACUGUAUUUAUCAUAAACAACUAUAUCUACCUACAGUGGCGUGUCAAAGGGUAUAAUCGGUAGGCAGCUGUCUCGGACUUUUUUUAAAAGGUCUAUUUAUAUGACAAUUUUUUAGUAAACAAUAAAAACUCAGUGUUAAAUCAUGUAUAAUAUGGGUGGUUCGUGGAUUCAUCAGUAGAUAUUAGAUGGGAAUUGGAAUACAAUUUUUGCCUCUGUAAAUAUUUGAGUUCACCACGACAUUGCCUAUCUACACAAUAUUUUUUUUCUUUAUGUAGAUAUAAUUAUUAAGUAGACUAAUGUCGAUGCGUAAUAAUACAAUAAUUAAAAGAAAAACAAAGAUCUGAUAUCCCUGCUAUACUGCUGAUGGUUGUGCAACUGUAAUAGGUGCUUAAUAGUUACACAUAAAGUUAGAUAAUUUACAUUUGUACGCAGUGAUAACUAAUUGCUGACUAAGUGCGAUUCUUAGAGAAAUUCAAGUAAAUACUUAUUUGAAAAGACGUGAAAUGCUUGAAAUACUUAUCGUAAAAAAAUAAUAUAAUUCAAAUCAAAAAACGGUUAAAUUUAAGUCGAAAUUUAAUCUUAAAAUGCAUGUUUAAAAAAAUUGAUUAGGUACAUUACGCUGAACAUUUUUUUUUUUUGUAAUCAAAAACAACUUAUGAUGAAUCAACAUGUUAAAUGUUCAAAAUUAUAAACGAGAUUACCGCAUAGCAAUGAAAUUGUUAUUAAUGCAGUUGUAUAAUAUAUUAUAUUAGUAGGAUGAAAAGGAGAGUUCAAAGUCAAGAGCAAGGAACAAGGAGCCCAGGUGCUAUACCUAAUACAUGGCAGCCCAUACAGGAGCCCAGGUGCUAUUUUUUAACAUAGCCGCCCGAAUUGUUCACCUCUUCAUCGACAUUUAUUUUCCCCCACCCCUUUUUUUCAAAAUAUUUUUUUCCUACAUGUACCACCUACUCGACCUAUUUAGACCACGCCCCCCAUAUCCAAAUAUUUUUUUCGAGACAUUAUCAGCUACUUACUCGACCUACCUACAUCGUUAUCAUAUACAUACUGUUAUCACAUACCUACAUCGUUAUCAUAUACCUAUGAUUAUUAUUUUAAAGGAAUACGAUAUUUUUCGUCUUCGCGCGCUCGCGUUAACCCGCAUACCCUCUACCCACCGAAUAUAUCUUAUGCGUAUAUAUUGUAAUAAAUUAUUGUUUUUUCGUAACAUUAUUAUUCCAUGAUUUAUAUUCUGUGAUCACGUUAGUAUACAUUAUAACAUAACAUACCAUUAAGCGAGCUAAUGUUUUCCCGCCCGCCUAUUAGACGACCUAUUAGACGACCGCCGGCCAGCAGCACAUAUUGUUUUUCUCGAAGUGUACAGACCAUCGACGUUGCUAAUAACCAUUUCGUUUUUGUAACAAUUGUACAUAAUAAUAUUUUGUCGUAUAGGUAAUAUUUAGCUGCGGGCAUGGAUAGUGUCGGCAGGGUAAGGCGAGCGCGAGCUCGUUAAUAAAAAAUAUUAUAUACACUAAUGAUUGCUAAUGUUGUGUAACAAUGUAUACUAACGUGAUCACGGAAUACAUAUCAUAGAAUAAAAAUGUAAGGAAAAAACAAUAAUUUAUAAGAAUAUAUACUCAUAAGGUAUAUUCGGUGUGUAGAGGGUAUGCGGAGUAACGCGAGCGCGCGAAGACGAAAAAUAUCGUAAUACUUAUAAAAUAAUAAUCAUAGGUAUACGAUAACGAUGUAGGUAUGUGAUAAAAGUAUGUAUAUGAUAACAGUAUGUAUGUGAUAACGAUGUAUGUGAUAACAGUAUGUAUAUGAUAACGAUGUAGGGAAGUCGAGUGAGUAGCUUAUAAAGUAUCUGAAAAAUAUUUGGAUAAAUGGGACGUGGUCUAAAUAGGUCUAGUAGGUGCUGCAUGUACAAAAAUAAAAAUAUUUUGAAAAAAGUUGUGGGGAAAAAUAUAUGUCGAUGAAGAGGUGAACAAUUCGGGCGGCCAUGUUAAAGUAUAGAUCCUGGGUUCCUUUCAGGGCGGCCAUGUAUUAGGUAUAGCACCUGAGCUCCUUGUUUCUGACUUUGAACUUUUCUUUUCAUCCUUCUUAUAUUUAUACUUAUCUGGGUAUUUAAUUAGGUCUGUGACGGGUAAAAUGUUUGAUAAACACUAAAUUAUCUAUAUAUUAUAAUAUACUUAUAAUUCUGCAGCAUGAAUGUUAUUUGACAUAAUUUUAAAAUUUACCUUUAAGCAGGCUGAAUUACGAUUCAGAUCACUGUGUGCCGUUAUUAUUACAAUUUUUUCAAUAUUUGAUCUUAAGAUGCUUAUGAAAAAAAAAAAAAACUAAUGUAUUAAACUCAAAUUUAUUUAUUAGACUACUAAGUACAACUUAUAAUGUACUUUGUGUUAAAUUGUCAAGUAUUUCUCUUAAUUUUAAUAACAGAUACCUAUACCAAAUAAAAAUACAUAUUAAAAAAACAUGAAAAUAUCAAAUAUCUAUAAAUAGCCUUUGAUUUUUCCCAAUUAUUUUUAAAACCCCUUGGAAAGUCUAAAAAUGACCUUCUCAAUGCAUCAAUUAGACAACAUUUUCUUUCAGAAUAAGUACUUCAUUUUGCACAUCGGAACAAUAUUUUUGGUAGAAAAGUUGUUUACAGAUAGAAAAAUACAAAAAAAAAUUUUUAAAAAAUACACAUCAUAGGAAAACUAAUACAUCCCACGCUACGCUCCGAAUCUAAAAAAAAUUACCUACUCAAUCAUUAUCUACUUUCUAGAUAAUACUUUCUACAUACUACAAAGAAGUUCUCUUCUCGUUUUUUGAUUCCUUAUUGCGCCCAGAAUCUUAAAAAAAAUACUUAACACAGUAUUAUGUUAUACUUGCAGGCCAUCACUCAAGACAAACAAGAUUCGAGGAACGUGUACGAGUGUCCGGUAUACAAAACUAGGACCAGAGGUCCGACGUACGUGUGGACGUUUAGUCUGAAAAGUAAAGACAAACCCUCGAAAUGGACGCUGGCCGGUGUCGCCCUACUUUUACAACUAUAG
Molecule: messenger RNA, 68613 nt
Organism: Cinara cedri
Lineage: Eukaryota; Metazoa; Arthropoda; Insecta; Hemiptera; Aphididae
Source: the annotation of a GenBank genome assembly